CGUUCCUGUUCGAGUUUGACGUAAGUGAAGGCUCGGUGCGGCGUGUAUUGUGCUCCGCCGUGACCAUGGCCAGCGUACACGAGAGCCUUUACUUUAACCCCAUGAUGACUAACGGGGUGGUCCAUGCCAACGUGUUCGGCAUCAAGGAUUGGGUCACGCCGUACAAGAUCUCCGUGCUGGUGCUGCUCAGUGAGAUGACCAAAAACUCCAAGAUGAGUCUAGUGGACAAGAGGCGCCUGAACAAACAGAUCCUGCCAUUGCUGCAGGUGAGAGAGGCCGCCUGGACUGUCAGCUGGCUGAGCGUCAUGGGAGUCAGGCGGGAUCCCAUGGCACUGCCUGACCUUAUCAGUGAUGUGACUGAAUGCAUGGCUCAGGGCUAGUAAUGGGUGAAGCCGUGUUUAUAUGUAGCACCCUAUGUAGCAAGGUGGAAUUACAGAGUGAUAAUGUUUAAUUAUAUAUCAUUAUAUAGCAGCAUUGAAGGAGUAGAGAAAACCUUGCCUCUGAUCUUCAUACAAAACCUGCAGCAGUGUGCUACAGAAGACAGCCCAUGAUAUUACAAUGUAGAAUGCAUCCCUUGCUGAUUAUAAAGGAAUUAGUGCACGGAUUUAUUUUUCACAAAACCUAAUUGGGUUCUUAACCCCUUAAGGACAUGUGACAUGUCAUGAUUCCCUUUUAUUCCAGAAGUUUGGUCCUUAAGGGGGUUAAAGGGUUACGCUAGCCCCUUUUCACUAUUGCUUUUUGAUCUGUUAUGUCCUGUUGGGCACUAGUUGCUUUAUCCACCCAUCCUAUUUUAACCAAAAAGCCAUUUUUAAAAAUAUUUAAAAGUUACCUUGAAUCCUGCGCCAGGCUAGGUUCUUCUCAAGUGUUCCUUGCCUUUUCUCUCUGUGGUCAAUUAAAAUGCUUUUCGUAGAGAAGCAUUUGAUUCGGCCAAUCUUUUGGCUCGAAGUGCAUGCUCAUGCACUAUGACAGGGAGGGAAUGUGGGGUGAACAGAGGUGAAAUUCUGAAGAAGAAAAAAAAUCACAAUGGAGGGAAGGGCACAUAUAGGUUUCCUCUUGCAGGAGUGUUGACUGCAAGGGCAGAAGCUGAUUAUGUAUGUCAGUCUGGUGACCGUUCUAAUUUUUGCACAGAAUUACCAUUAGGUAGAAGAGAGUUCUGGACUCCUCAGUCAGGGCUUGGCAAAUCCCAGGUCGCCGUGGUGACUAGGAGUUUUGUCCUGGCGCCUGGGUGUUUGUCAGUGAGGGAGAAUGAAGGAGAGUUGAGGCGAGUGGCGACGGUGCUGAAAUUUCAAGCUCUUCUUGUUCUGCUCCCUAGCGUGCCCUGCAGUGAUGCAGUGAAAAGGCCUCACUCAGGCCCCGGCAUCAUUAAACCGUCGCAUGGGAGCAAAGCUAGAAGAGAUUUCAGCAACCCUACUGGACCCCAGGAAAAGGAUCCACUCAAGCUCUCCCAAACAUAGUCUGGGUGGACUUGAAUUAAAAUAAAUAAAAAAUUGUGAGUGUAUGCGUGUGUGUGUCUGCUUAAGUGACCGGCUUCCCUCUGAUUGCAUGGGAAAGGAGUUUUUACUCACUCUUUUCCCCCAUGUUGUGCCAGUCUUGAUGUGGCUGGUACAGCCUCCAUGGCUGAGAUCAUCAAUCUUGAUUUUAUUUCUUCAAACCUAAUUUCAAUAAUUCAAAUUUUUAAAGUAUCUUUUACACAUUGCUUAUCUUAGCUUUCUAUUUUUUCCUUUUGAGUGUAUUGGCAGAUAGUCGUAUAAUGUCACUAUUUGAACUUAGAAGUGUAGCAUGUAGGAACACAGAAGACAUUUUUAAUGAAAAAGGUAGAUAUACAAGCAGAUUUUUAAAAACUCCUGUGAUUGGCAUAAAUUGCAAGGCUUGCACAUGUCAUACAAUUCCUCUUUUCUUCUGACAGGCUCACAGGUAGCUUUGCGGCAGAGAAAAUGAGAUAAACCGUGCGGUUUACCACAUUUUCUUUGUCACGUUUUGUAUUUCACCCAAGGCUUGGGAGUCCAUGCUGAUUUACUGCGUGCUAUUAUUCAACUAUUAUAGUGAGAGCCUAUUUUCAGUUUUUGUACAUAUCACGUAUAGCUUUACAGUGUAUAAGUGAGCCAUAGCUAGCUCAGUUCAUGAAAUCCUGAUAUCCAAAUAUGGCUUUAGACAAGAUAAUCGAAUCAGAUUCUGUUACCAACACAGCGGUUUCGUGUAUCUCUUUACAUUAAAGAAAUUGCUAUUUAGAGUUGAUUAUUUAUAUAGCGCCAGCCAAUUCCGUAGCGCUGUACAAUGGGGGUUGAUGUACACAUUCCAUCAACCCUUGCUAAUAAGAGGUUUAUGGGAUAUGUUUAGUAGUUCCACAGAAUGUAUGGGAAUCAUCAGAAUUUCUAGGGAGGUUCCAGUUAAAACUUGAUGUAAAAAGGCUCCAGAAUCGUGUGGCUUUGCUGCAGACAACUUAAUGUAAAGGGAUACUAUAGGCAUCAAAACAUGUUUAGUUUAAUGAAGCAGUUGUGUGUGCCUCUGCAGUCUCCAUGCUCAAUUCUCCGCCAUUUUGGAAUUAACUAACUUUUGUUUCUGUCCGUGAAGCCCUAGCUACACCUCCCCUACAUGAACUAAAAAAUAAUUUUCAUUCCAAUAUUAACUUACAUGAGAAGUUCUUAUCUCUUGCUCUGUAAAUUGAACUUUAAUCACACAGUAAGUUCCUGCAGACUCUAGAAGCCCAUUAACGGAGCAGGAAAUACAAACUUCUAGAUUAAAUAGACUGUGCAAUAAAGGAACCUAGAAUAUUUAGGUUCCUUUUCAGGAAGUAUUUAGGAUGGCUGUGUAGGUCACAUUCUGGGAGGUGUUACUAGGGCUAUAUAAAGAAAGUUAAUUAACUACUAAAUGGCAGAGGAUUGAGCAGUGAGACUACAGAGGCAUGAUCUAUGCACGAAAGCGGUUUUAAUGUCCCUUUAACCCCUUAAGGACACAUGACAUGUGUGACAUGUCAUGAUUCCCCUUUAUUCCAGAAGUUUGGUCCUUAAGGGGUUAAAUAGUUGUUUUCACACAAUUAACUGACACAUGCAAAAAUGUAAAUACUUUCUUGCAAAUACUUGUAUACAGAUGUAAAGCACAUGCAUAAAAAAGAAAAUUCCACACACCAUAACCACUUAAGACUAAUGCAAGUGCCCUGGCAUCUUGCCACUAUAAUUGGUCUAACCGUUUUAGAAUAGUUUGCAAAUACCUGGGUUCUGCUGGAUUCCCACAGCCACAGCCCUUGCUUCAGAAUUGUCUCAUUUAGCUAGGCAGGGUCACUCACAUUGUCCAAGAUAGUCAGCUGAGUCCUACAAAAAACAGAAUACCCUGCACUCGGGUGCACAUAUGCUCCGGCCUUCCACCAAGGGGUCGCUCUGUGUGUAGGAUGGACACCGCUGAAUACACCAAUGUAGUAUCAAAGAAGAGAAACACAGGCAGCACUCCAGGAUAUAGAAGGUGAAUUUAUUUGUGGGUUCACCAUCUGACCAAAAUAACUGUGACGUUUCGGCUCCUAAGAGCCUUAAUCAUGCAUCAGCUGAGGGCUGUCAGCCAGUAAGUGUGAUCUUGGAUCUGCCAGGCUAAAGUCAGUUGGAAUCUAGCUUCUCCUGCGGAAGACAACCUAAUGCAGACCAGGCAAGUUGUCAAACCAUUCUAAAGUGGGCUGUAGUAGUUAAAGUGUUUUGGGUUUCUUUAAAUGUAACCUUGAUCAAGAUAAUAUUUGGAAUGAAGGGUUUGGGGGAUUUAUUUUGUCAUUUUGAGACAAUAUCCUCACAGUCACAAAGUAAAAUGAAAAAAGGUAUGUAAAUAAGAGCGGAGCAGUAAAAAAAGGUGAUAAACCCAAAACCAACUAUAAAUUGUGAAAAUUUUGAGUGUUGUAGUAAUACUCAGUGGUCAGUAGAUGGCCCCAGGUUGACACAUCUCACCGCACGUGCAAAGAAAAUGCAUAAAGACACAUAGUAGUACAAUUUGCUUUAAAUGAGAAAUGCUUUUAACGUCAUCAUUAAUGUACCAAAAUUCCCCAAAUAAUUAGAUUAAGGAAAACAGGUUUCUGUCAUAUAAUGAUAAAGCUCUGUUAUAAAAAAAAUGCAAAAAAUUUAUUAAAGGACCACUAUAGUGCCCUGAGGGUGCCCCCACCCUCAGGGACCCCCUCCCGUCCGGCUCUGGAAGGGGGAGAGGGGUAAAAACUUACCUUUUUCCAGUGCUGGGCGGAGAGCUCUCCUCCUUCUCUCCUCCUCCGUUCCGCCCCGUCGGCUGAAUGCGCACGCGCGGCAAGAGCUGCGUGCACAUUCAGCCGGUCGCAUAGGAAAGCAUUAUCAAUGCUUUCCUAUGGGCGCUGCGUGCUCUCACUGUGAAAAUCACAGUGAGAAGCACGCAAGCGCCUCUAGUGGCUGUCAAUGAGACAGCCACUAGAGGAUUAGGGGAAGGCUUAACCCAUUAAUAAACAUAGCAGUUUCUCUGAAACUGCUAUGUUUAUAAAAAAAAUGGGUUAACCCUAGAAGGACCUGGCACCCAGACCACUUCAUUAAGCUGAAGUGGUCUGGGUGCCUAGAGUGGUCCUUUAAAAAAAUCUGUGAUAAUAACAGAUAAACAGAAUGUCUCUUACUAGAGAACAUGGUGAGUAGGCUCGGCAUACGCCGUUACUCACUGCCAAGCUUUGUUUGUAGUGUAUCUAGUUGUGGAGUUGGAGACACUGGCUCUCUGUAGCUGUAACAUACGGAAUGCAGUAAUCCGGCUUCAGUGCAGCCCGAGCGAUAUGAGCGUGGUAUUUCCAAGCUCCUGUAGUCUCCGCCCCCUUUGAUGUCAUACAAACAAAAAAUUUACAAACAAAGAAUGGCAGUGAGUAACGGCGUAUGCCGAGCCUACUCACCACGUUCUCUUGUAAGAGACCGUCUGUAUAUCUUUUAUGAUCACAGAGUUUUUAAUCAAUUUGUUUGCACUGUGUUUAUAACAAAGCUUUAUCAUUAUAUGACAGAAACCUGAUUUUCCUAAUUAUUUGGGUAAUUUAAUGAGAAUUUUGGUACAUUAAUGAUGAGGUUGAAAGCAUUUCUCAUUUAAAGCAAUCUGCACCACUAUGUGUCUUUAUGCAUUUUCUUUACACGUGCGGUGAGAUGUCACCUUGGGGCCAUCUACUGACCAUUGAGUAAUACUACAACAUUCUAAAAUGUUUCACAAUUUAUACUUGGUUUUGGGUUUAUCACCUAAAAUGUUCAUUUUAUUAUACUGCUCUUAUUUAUAUUCUUUUUCGUUUGAUUUUGAUUUGUGUGUUGGUGGUACAACACAUUGAGUGUGUUAGCAGCAUUAUAAAUAAUUCAUACCAAUGCUAAGUUGCAUAAAAUGUAAAAAUAUCAGAGCGCUCCUAAAUUAAAUUAAUAUCACUGUUAUUUUAAUUUUUUAAACUUGACACUCCAGUUGUUGGUGUACAGUUUUCAUUAAUUGUUGGAGGGCCAGACAGGCAUAUUUUUAAAUCUAAAUGUGAUUUCUUUCAUUGCGUUCAGAAUGCACAAGUCACUAUUAAAGAAAAGACUAUAUACUUUUCUGUAAUAUGUCACUGAAAUUACAAAUGGAUUAUAGCUAUCCCAUUUCUAUACACAUCUGCUUAUACCAGUUCUUAUCGAAAACACCCACAGUUUUAAAAAGGAUAAAAUGUUUAUACAAAUUGCAUGGUAUUUAGAUUUAGAUCAUGUCCUGCCGUGAGUGGUUUCAUCAUUGCCUCCCCCGCAGAUUUCAUGGAAAGUAAUUUUCAUUCAUUAAAUAUUUGAACUUUUUUUUUAAUUUUUUUUUUUUUUAAAUUCUUUAUUUUUGCUGUGCAUGAAAUAACUUUCGCAUGUCAUCAAUGCCAUAACAGUAUUCUUAAACAAUUUGAAAACACAUAUUAGUUGACUGUUGUACAGCAUUCAGAUCAAACGCACAAUUUUUUAGGUUAACAAUACAAGCUGAGUACAAGCUGGGUAACUACGUCUAUCAUAAUGGAUUUCUUUGUCGAUUAGUAACAAUAGCUGAAGAUUAAUAUUUAUGUUGCAUCUCGGUGUCAUCUAGAUAUUUAAAGUGUUGAACUUUUAAUAUAUUGGCAAGCAUUCUUUUAUCCUUUUGUGUGUUUUAAUCUAGUUUAAUGCUUGAACAUUUUUUACACAUGCCAACUCUUGCUAAACACAUGCACAAUCUCUCUGCAAUACUAGGGACCAGAUAUGUCACUUGCAAAGCUGAUCAAAAUUAUAGACGAUGGCUGUCCAAAUGUUGCAAGUUCGCUGCAAAUAAGGUAUUUUGUUUGUUUCUUGUAUUGUUGUCUGUUUUGUUAAUCUUUCUGUCUCUAUAUAUAAAACCUAUCUAUAUUUUUAAGGGGGGUCAUAUAUCCCUGUGCAUGAUUGUCUAACUCUAACCUCAACAAUUGUGACAGAAAAAGUAUGCAAUCUCUGUUUUGUUUAGGAUAAAGCUGAUGGCUGAAGGAGAGCUAAAGGACAUGGAGCUCUUUUUUGAUGAUCUUGCGGAUUCCUUCACAGGACCAGAGCCUGAAGUACACAAAACAAGUGUUGUUGGUAGGUACUGCUUUCUGUAGAAGAUGAAUAUGAUUGUUUUGGGUACCUGGUUUGAUAAAUAGCAUUUAUCAAACUGCUGGAUUAUUAUGUCCUUUAGAACACUGCAUUCAAACUCUGUUCUCAAUGAUCACUAAAGGUGCAGACUUUAUAGACUUCUUCAGACAGAAUUGGAAAGUCUUCAGGUAGUAAUUCCCAACGCUGGUUGACAUUCAGAAAUGCUCCAGUCAAUAAAAUGUAUUAACUAUUUAUGUUCAUCAUAAGAAUCGGCCAUAUUGGGAGUGAAGGGAGGUGAGACAGACAUGGUCCAAUGAAGCAGCAUGGUAUUGUGCAACAAAUCUGUUUCUGGCAAAUGCAUGCAGCAAUAACCGGCGAUUAAUCCGUGCGAUUAUGUUUGGAAUAUAUCUCCUUUGUUUUAAAGCAAAGGAGCAACAGUUUGGAAAAUAUUAAAGGAGUUACUCACUAAACAACAAGUUAUAUAUUGUAUUGUGUUUCACCCUGAAUCAGAAUUCAGAAUUAUUAUUUUUUUAAAUAAUGGGUUUAACAGUGCUUCAGUUUAUGUUCAAGUAUUGGGAAUUGUUUUUUCUCUCCUCUCAACACGCUCACAACACUGGACUAGGCAAGGACUGUGCAGCACAGAUUCACUCACACAGGCAAAUGUGAUUUCUAAUCUGAAAAAUUUGCUCCAUCCUAAGCCAACCUCUUUAUAUGGGGUGCUGGGAGGAGUCCCGUGGUUUUGGAAGUAUGAGCUUAAUUGAUGAUCUAAUUUUCAUUUGGAAGCUUUAACAACCAUAACAUGAAUCUCGAUGGCUACUGCUGUACAGAAAGCGGAUUUUCUAGAUGUUAAACUAUCUGCUCAUAGCGAUAAGUCCAUUUAAACAUAUGCACACAAAAUCCAACUGUGGUUAUACAGUUUUGCAUAUGUUAACAGUUAACACCCCCUCCAUUUAAUCAAAAUUGUUCCAGUGAGUCAAUUCGUAAGAUUACAUAGAUAUGGUACUUCUGAAGUGAUGUUCCUACAACAGUCCCAGGAAUUAAAUCAGAUAUUUUUGGAGAAAGAUUAUCCCUAGUGGAUGAUUGACAGGCUUCAAUAUUUCAUUUGAGAAAAAUUAAAUCUCUUCUGUGUAAGUAGUCAAAAAGUAAAACAACGGUACAUAAUUUAGAAAGACUUGUGGUGAUUGUGUGGCAAUCACUGCUAUCUGCCAAUCCAGUGCUCUCUAUUCCCAUUCUUGUGCCCAUUCACAAGAAAGGUAAUAGGGAGGAGUCGGGCAAUUAUAGGCCAGUAAGCCUUCAGUAAUGGGGAAAGUGAUGGAAACCAUGUUAAAGGAUAGGAUUGUUGAACAUCUAAAAACAUAUGGAUUUCAAGAUCAGAGACAACAUGGGUUUACUUCAGGGAGAUCAUGCCAAACUAAUCUUAUUGAUUUUUUUGAUUGGGUUACUAAAAUUACAGAUCAGGGUGGUGCAGUAGACAUUGCUUACCUAGAUUUCAGUAAGGCUUUUGAUACUGUCGCACAUACAAGACUUAUCAAUAAACUGCAAUCUUUAAGUUUGGAUUCCAAUAUUGUUUAAUGGGUAAGGCAGUGGCUGAGUGACAGGCAACAGAGGGUUGUAGUCAAUGGAAUAUAUUCAAAGCUUGGGCUUGUCACCAGUGGGGUACCUCAGGGAUCUGUACUUGGACCUAUUCUCUUUAAUAUUUUUAUUAUUGAUAUUGCAGAAGGUUUUGAUGGUAAAAUACAAAUAAAUCACUUCUAAUUGUAUUUCAAUUUGUAGGGCUGUUCAUCCGACAUAUGAUCUUGGCAUACAACAAACUUUCAUUUAGCCAGGUGUACAAGCUGUAUACAUCACUGCAGAAUUAUUACCAGUGUGAAAAGAAAAAAACAGUCUCCAAGGCUGACAAUGACGAAGCAGAGAUGGAGCUGACCAAUUCUGAAGAUGAUGACGAAGAAGAAGGCAAGAUGGAGAAAGAGGAUCUAGAAUUUCCCAUUGGGUAAUCUCACUAUAAAUAAGGGACUUGCAGCUUAAAUAAUUGGAAUGAAAUGUCUCUGUUUGAAAGUAUACAUUUCAGAGUUUUGUUUUGUUUUUACAUUGAUGAAAUAAUGCAAAUCGUUGUAUUUAAGUUAUGAAAUAUAAUUGUAUAUGCUUUUUAAACUGUACUUUUGGUCUGACUGUUUUACAUAUGACCACACAAUAUAGAUAAAAUAUAACAUGCUAACUAGAUUUAUUUGUUAACAUUUUAUUAAACAUAGAAUUGAUGAGACUGUUUGGUUGGGUAAGCAGUCCUUAACCACACACAUCCCUUUCCUGUUUGCUGUUGUUCAUCUAUGGGGUUUAUUAAACAGCCAAGCGCAAUAUCCACUACAGCUCGUUGCUCCUCAAAUCCACUACCAUCUUCAGAAAGCCAGAUGUUCCUAAGCAGUGCCGUGUUCGGUUUAUUUUUCAUAUACUUUUUUUUAUUAAGAUUUUACAAGUAUAAGAACUCAAGUGAAGAGCAGCUCAUCUCUGCCCAGUACAAUGAGAAUAUUUAUGUCAAGAUAUAUCAACAGUGUUCAUACAAAUCAAGAUAAAACUUUAAAUUAACAGUAGGCAUUAGUCACUUUCAUCUGUGACUAAUUGCUUGAACAGUUGGGUCACUCAGAAUUUCUGGCUUUCAUUAAACAUACGAGGGAGACAUUAAAGUCUUCAAAUUAUGGUGCCUUGGUCAUGUGCUAGCACUUAGACCUGACACAGCGUCUUCGGUUUAACUGUCAAAUAUAUGUAUACCCUGUCUUUCAGCCCGUAUAGCACCUUUAUGUAAUUUAACCCAUUUGUCCAUAGUAUUCUACACUUGAUUGCCAUGCAGUUUGAAAGGAUUCGUACAUUUUGGGACAGUUUACAGCCAUGCAUACUUAUGUGUAAAAUAAGUGUGCUUUUGAGGGGCAUGUCCUUUCCAAUUGAGGGCAAUCAGGUGUCUGGCUGCUAGUAUAAUUAAAGAACCCAUCUGCUUGCUGUAUUUGGAUAACUUGGGAGGGAGAAGAAGAAACACACAUUCUAAUAUUUUGAAUAAUGUCGUGUAAUUUCAAGCUCGAGAGGAAUCGUGCUACUUCGUCUCACAAAUUGGCAAACUCUCACCUACACAUAAUUUAUCACCAUUAGUUGUGUUACUUCUUAUGAAUUCUUUUUAGAGCAACUAGAUGAACUACAGGUUUAUGUCCCCUUCUGUGGUAGACCAUUAAUGACACCAGAUCCAUGAUCCCUGUUCUCUGGGUGAAAAAUGGAGGUAGAAGAGAGGAGAAAUUGGAUCAAUGGAGCGGCUGACUGCAUAUAUUUAGAGUAUACCUGAUACAUAGCUAAUAAUUGUAUACCCCUUGCCACACUAUCUUAGUAAAUCCCUGACCACUUAUGACUGUACUUACAUAUUCACUUGAUAGGUAGGUGUUGUUUUUUUUUUUUUUGGUAUUUAUAUUUUUAUUUUAUUGAUUUUUCUUUUCUUUUUUUUUUUUUUUUUUUUUUUUUUUUUUUUUUUUUUUUUUUUUUUUUUUCUUUUUUUUUAAUAUAUCUUUUCUAGGGAAGAAGAGUUGGCUUGCAACGGACCUCUAUCCCAGAAACAAGCAGAAUAUUUCCUCUCUCAGCAGGUAUAUAGCCAUAGCCCUUUUCUUGUAAUUUUUUUCCUGCAGGGCCCUGAUUCCCUAUUGUUCCUGUCAAGCCUUUUUUUUUUUUUUAUAUAUAUAUAUGUAUAAAUUUCAAAGUAGGAGGUACCCUGGGUUACCUGAGAAAGCACUUUGAUGAUUAGUGCAUGAAAAUAUCAUGGUAAAUCGCCAGGUAUCUGAACUCCAAAUAAUUAAUCAAGUAUACAUAUACCGAAAGAUAAGUAAAGGUAGACAGAAUAGAGUAGAGUAAGAGAUUUGCUGUAUAUUGUUUAAACCUUUUAUGUGCAAAUGUAGUAAAAUUCACUUAAAUAUGCUUAACUGCAUCCCCUGAUUACAAUACCCCCGUGUGUGCUUUUGCCAAGUUUUUGUAAAAACAGAGGGCAAGUUACAACCAAUUUCUAAAACUUUGAAAUUGAAGAUUGAUGCAUGUUAUAUCUUCAGUGCUUUAGCAUCUUGCAAUUAUAUCAUAAAUAAGAAACAAUUUUCGGUACCACCAGUAAAGCCAUGGGGUACAACUGUGCCUACACGGUGCUGUCUGUACAACUUAGGGGUUUAGGGCUUGGGUGUAGCUUCAGUCAGGGGGCCUUGGAGAGUAAUCAGUAUUUUAAAAAAUGACACUCCAAGCACCACAACCUCUACAUCUAGCUGUAGUGGUUAUGGUACCAGGCUUUCCCUGGUGUCCACCAAUGUAAAUAGUCAAAAUGUUUAACGUUUUGAACUUUUUUCCUGUUCUCUUCUUUCAGCUGAUGUUAAUGCUUACAUCAGCACUGGGAUUUUCCUACAAUACAUCACUGAGCACUCCACUCUGCUUUUUACAAUUCUAAAGGAAACUUCUUGAUUUAAGUAUUUAUGUUAACAACAAAUAAUUUGCCACUUAAACCUUUUGGUCUCAAUUCAGAACUAACUAUUGAGAUUUAUUGAUCAUCUAUAUUUUUAUAUUAUAGCCAUGAGAGUAUCCUUGAAUAUCGCUUACAGUAAAAUAGUCUUUAGGGGUGUGACUAAAAAUUUGGAUUACCCGCAUGGGUGAAACCAGAAUAUUUUUUUUUUUUUUUUCUUUCUUUAGUAGAACAAUUGACUUAAAUGUAAUAUUAAGCAUUGUUUAUUUUACUUAACCUUGUAUACUGUGCCUUCCAUUACCAGCAUGUAAAUCAUCACCUCCUGACUAAUCUAGUUACUAAUCCGUUUUGAGCUAAUGGGUUGAGUUUUGGGUUAAUUAGUGGCACAAUAUUUCUUACAAUAUUUCUUACCAUUUUGCAGAGAAAAAAUAUUUGAAUGUGAUUUUAAUUGAUAUACCUCUUACAUUUUGACUUUAGAGGCUUUCUUUUGACUCCUUUUUAUUAGAAACUAGUUAUAUUAUUAUUAUUUUUAGAGUACUUGUCGUGUAGAGUGUAGCAAGUAGGUUUUAUGGAUUCUUAGAUACAAGGUAGGUGGACAAUGAGAAAACAAUAUUUGAAAGCAUUUAUUUAAUUAUCAAAUUUUCAGGCUUCUUUAUUGAAGAAUGAUGAGAGCAAAGCCUUCACACCUGUCUUGCUGCAAAAAGAGUUGAACAAUCUAUUGAAGUUUAAUCCAGAUUUUGCUGAAGCUGUGAGUCUUAAUUUCACUGUUAAAUUCGAAUACAUAUAUACAAUGUAUUGCAUUACACACCGUGUUGACUAAUGAACUUUACAGGUGGCUCUAACCACCGAAUUUCACUCUGCUCCCUGAUUUGUUGGACUCUGCCCUUUUAAGCUAAUGUAAUGAACCCCUAGCCCAAUGAGCAUUCCAUGACCUGUUUAACACCAUAAAUAAUAAUAAUCGUAUUUGGGCAAGAAAUCAAUUUUAAGAAGUCUGACUUCACUUAUGCUACUUAGUGCCAUCCCAGAAAAAAUUGACAUAAUGCAGGACUUUUCACCACCAUGCAAGUAGACCUAUCACUUUAGUGGGUGUCUUGUAUCAAAAAUAUUAAAUAUCAAAAUCCACUUAAUUGACAGUACAUUCUACCCUAAAUCACCUUAAUGCUAUCCCCAACCCCCUCUAGCCUAAACUCCUUAUCUUUUCUUUGAAGUGAACUGCCUUUUGUCUAAACACUGAGUUGUUACCAACUUUAUCUUGAAUCCUAUAUCAUAUUGGUUCGAGCAGAGUUUGUUUUCAAGGCUGGCAAAUUGCACUUAGUAAUGCACUUUAUUAUUGCACAUUAGUUUAAACAAACAAACAAAAAAUCUGAAUUAAAAAUAUGUAAAAUACCUCCUUCCUCUAUUUUCAGCAUUAUCUGAGCUAUUUAAACAGCUUGCGAGUCCAAGACGUGUUCAGCUCAACACACAGCCUCCUGCAUUACUUUGACCGCCUGAUUCUCACAGGUGCAGAAAGUAAAAGUAAUGGGGACGAGGGAUAUGGAAGGAGCCUUCGAUAUGCUGCUCUUAAUCUGGCUGCCCUGCAUUGCCGUUUUGGACACUAGUAUGUUUUGGUGAAAACUUCUCACAGCAGAAUGUAACUAAUAGUAAUGUAUUGAUGUAACAGAUUUUUCUUACAGGACAUUCACUGGAAUUGUUACAUUAUUUUUUUUUUCUGUUUUGUGUUUCUAUUCACCUCCAAUAAGCACUGUUUAUUGGGGUAAAGUAUAAAUUGUAAAGGGACACUGUAGCCACCGAAACAACUUUGCAUAAUUAAGCAGUUUUGCUGUAUAGAUCAUGCCCUGCAGUCUCACUGCUUAUUUCUCUGCCAUUUAUGAGUGAAAUCACUCUCUUUAUGCAGCCCUAGUCACACCUCCUUGCAUGUGACUUGCACAGCCUUCCUCAACACUUCCUGAAAGUCAUCUGUUUACACUUCCUUUAUUGAAAAUUCUGUUCAAUUUAGAAUUUAUCACAUGCACUGUUACUAGAAUGCAGGAGCCUCCUGUACCUGAUUAUUUUAAUUUUCGCUUGAUUGAAGUGUAACGUAUUUAUAGCAUAAACGUUUUUUUUUUUUUUUAAAUCUUUAAAAAAAAAAUUAUUUUUUUACAUUGAGAUAAGUAAAAUAAAAUUCAAGAGAGAAAUCAAAAACACAAUGUACAGUCAUGGUUUAGCAGUCAAAGAUGAUUGGUAAUACCUCAUUUUGUAAAAUAACAAUGUCAGGCUAUAGUAGGCAAGAUUGACAUGUCUGGAAAAAUAAAUGCAACACUAAAAUACGGGAUAUGCUGGCUAGGCUUGGAGAUUAAGACAUGCCUGUAAAACAGUGUAAUAUUGGAGAUGACACAACUCCUCAUCACUUCGAUCUACCCAGACAUUGGGCGUUAGUACCACUGGAUGUCAAGAACAGGGAUAUGCAGUAAAUUAAACAACAAAAAAUUAAGACAAAUGGCUAAAGCAAGUAACUAGAGAAACUCAUUGUUCAGGCUAAUAGGUGGCUGCUUGUUGUCACCUUAUAGUUAAUUUUAUUAAACUGUUUUCACUAUUCAAUGUCCAUUUAUUUUUUAUUUUAUUUUUUUAAAUUCUGGUUCUAGUCACCAAGCCGAACUAGCACUGCAGGAAGCCAUCAGAAUUGCACAAGAAGCGAGUGACCACGUGUGCUUACAGCACUGCCUGGUAAGUGCCUGAUAAAGAAAGCUGUCUUGUACACGUUUGAAAUUCAAAAUAGUUUCAAAAUGAAAUAACCAGUUCAGGGAUAAUGGAAGGUGAUUUUUUUUUUUAAAUUUUUUUUUUUAUUGCAAAAUUACCUUAGCGAUGCAGUUGUAUUUUCAUUUUUGGAUAAAAAUCUAUUUAAAAAAAAAAAAAAAAAAAUUGUUUCAAAACAUAACUUUUAAUAAAUGGAUGCAACCACACACACAUUAUACUGUUUUGUAUGUAUAAAAAAAAAAUAAUCACAUUUUAGUUAUAUUUAUUCGUGUUUUUUUUUGUGGUUUUUUUUAUUUAUUUAUUUAUUUUUUUUGAGUUUUUACUCUUUUUAUUUAUUCCAGCUAGAGGGUUACCCACGUUUUUUUUUCCCCUAGGGUUUUAGCUUUUCCUUUAGCAAAAUAAAUUACAAUGUUUUACAUAUUUUGUGACCAGUAUACCAGUUCUGUAGUAUUACUUGAGUCACUUUCUGUUUCCAGUUCCAUGUCUUGUUCAUAUUCAUGUAAAAAUCUGUUUAACAUGUCUUCACUAUUGUCCUUCAGAGUUGGCUCUAUAUCCUGAUGCAGAGGAAAGGAGCAGACAGCAGUGUGUUUCUUGAACAUUCUGUGAAGCGAGCCAUACAUUUUAACCUACCAGUAAGUAGACCUUUAUCUCAAGUUCCAAUGUUAAAGGACAUUGACCUUGAUUUAAUAUUUCGGGGUAAAAUGUUGGGGAGAUGGGGUUGUUUUUUGUAGUUUUUUUCCAUUAAUAAAUAUAUAUUUUUAAAAAUUCGAAAAAUGUAUGCAUUUUAAGUUUAUCCAAAAAGUGAGCAUAAGAGCUAAACCAUUUUUAGUAAUCGAGGAGAACAAGGGCAGAGGAAGAAACUGUGUUACUUAUAGUAUAAUAUACUUAUUCACGAUCAGCUAUGGUUUCCGACCACAAAUGUAAAGGCGUUAGCCUGUAGUUGUGGGAGGUGUUGUCCGGCCUAUUUAAACCCAUACCUCCUACCCUAACCUGCACUCAAGUUUCAGCAUUACCCUCCCACCCUUUUGGUUAAUAUUUAAAUAUCUUCACUCUAAUCAGUUGGGCCCUCUUUAUUGCAGGCCUAAACACUCGUCAGUUCAGGCACACCACCACCGACUUGUAGUAUAAUAAUACUUAUCACGAUCGGCUAUGGUUUCCGACCACAAGUAAAGUUUUAGUUUUUAGAAGGAUAUGGGUUGCUGAGAGAAAGUGGAGACCGGUAAUGUUAUACUAUUUAAAACAAAUGUACUGUGGAAUUACUCUGGCUAUAUUAAACUGUUCAGGAAUAUCAGUAAAGGGACACUCCACACAACUUUAAUGCAUUUGAUAAACCUAUCAAAUGCAUUAAAUAAAUAUUGGUGACCGGAGUGUCCUUUUGAAGGUUCAAAGUUAGUUUGGUUUGUAAGGGUUGGAGCUGAUAUGGGCAGAAUGAAGACUUUAGGGAAGUCCAAACAUUGAAAUUAAUAUGAAUUGCAAUGUAGAAUAUCUGAAGAUUUAUUACUCCCAUUCGCAAUGAGUAAAUUUCAACUUUAAGGCCAGAGUAGCGAACUGAAAGCGUAGCUGACUUAGAGAAUGUUUCCAGUAAAUUGUUGGGUUUGUUAAAGUUACAGUACUAUAGUGGAAAAUUGCUUCAUACUUACCGUAAUUUUCUUUUCCUGAUAAUUAUUCAUGGCAGCAUUUACUCAUGGGUUAGCUCCUCCCUUUACAGCAGAAAGGACAGGAAAUAAAACUUUGAAACUGGUAUAAAUAGAUCCUCCCCCUUCCCAUCAGGCAGUCUUUGUAACUAGCUUCACAACUCGCAUACUAUAUGGGUGGGAACGUAACACUGCCAUGAAUAAUGAUCAGGGGAAAAAAAUUACAGUAAGUAUGAAACAAUUUUCCACUUUCCUGACCAUUAUCCAUGGCAGCAUUUACUCAUGGGGGAUACCUAAGCAGUGUGUGUGUGUGUGUGUGUAUGUAUAAAAAAAAGGGACAGUGUUCAAAUUGUCAUAAAAUCUGCUCAGACAAGAUAAUUUUCCUUAGAGGCUGCAAGGUCAGCAACCUCCUGGCAUUCAAUAUCUGAAAUAUCCUGAAUAAAUAUAGAGUCAGUUAGGAAUUAAAGCCAUGAUAGAAUAAGCUAGAGAAGGAUAAUGUCAUUCUGAUAUAAAAUCUAAAACCAAAUUGAUCAUGAAAUCAGUACCUCUACAAAGGCAUAACUUCCAGAGAUCAUACUGGAACAAGCCGAUACUGUUGGAUGAGAACGGACACACCAUGCUAUUAAACACGGGGAGAAUUACACUGAGAAUCCUACUACUUACUGGAUGUAUUUAUUAAAUACGAUUCACACUGCUUCCUCUUGCCUUGUGAACUACUUACCUGAAGAUACAGGAACAAAUCAAUAUCUGCCUGUAGUGAUGUUCCGAACGGUUCGCCGCGGACGGCGAACAUAAACAUAAACUUUGACCCUGUACCUCACAGUCAGCAGACUCAUUCCAGCCAAUCAGCAGCAGACCCUCCCUCCUCCUGGACAGCUCACUAAGAAUGCAGCUUCACAAUGAAUGUAAAAUGGAUGCUGUCUGGGAGGGAGGGUCUGCUGCCUCGGCGAACCGUUCGGGACAUCAUUAUCUGCCUGUCAGAAAGAGGCAGAGCCUAGUAGAGAAAUAAGAGUCUGUUAUUAAAACACUGCAACAAUGAUCCGAUAUUGCUAAAUUCAGAUUCACAACAGUACCUCACACCGUGGAUGAAUUGAUACAGCAAUGAUCAGUCACAGGAGAGGAAUAAACUAAUAACAUUACUAGGCAAAGGCAAGAAGAAUCAUAUACAGAUUAGUUGAGGGGAAAAAAAAGAAAUAUCGGUAUGAACCGUAGAAUUUGUGGCAACUAUUAUAUUAUAAGGAGGCCAACCACGUCAGUACCUACAUUUGUAAAUAGUACAGAUUAUGCCAAACAGUAUAAUCAAAUUUAUUAAAGACUGUUGUGCAACAUAAGUAAGAGAUAUGUAAUAGGCAUGAUACUGAUGGGAAGGUGGUAACCAGAGGCACAUUAUACAUUGUGGCAAUAGACACAUAGUAAGCAGGAUAGUAGAAGAUAUUCAGUUAUCCUUAUGAGAACAACCACCACCUACUUACUCCUACCUUAUCUUCAGAUAGUGAAGAAGUACUUAUGGCCGAGCCUAUGGUGAUAAUAAGCAGCUUGUUAUAUCUGCAAGAUGAUAACACCAAUCCAAGCAUAUAAUCCACAAGUAUUAAAUCAAUGCAAUGUUAGGAGUGACCAUAACUUAUCCAGAUCUAGGUACAGGGACCAUGUAAAACAUAUCAGUCAAAUGUUUGUCAUCAACAAGCUGCAUUACAUUAUAUUAUGCAGGAUGAAUCAAUCAUUAAAAGCCACACAUUGGUUGCAAAUCCCAGAUAUAAGGACACCUAGAAGAAUCCCCAUGAAUAUCAGAAGAGAAGUCAGUAAUGGAACUACCUGUUUAGGGAUUUCCUCUAUUGUUCAGGCAGCAGGUGAAUUUUACCUGAAAUAGUAAACCUGAUAGAAUGGUCUGGGGACUGGAAAGACCUUAAAAUACUUGCAAUACACAGCAUCAAAGUUACCUGGAGCAUGAGAGCCUAAAAGAAUACCUUUAUUGCAGAAAGGAAAUUAUAAUGUUCCCCUUCACAACAGGGGAAUCGGUCAGAAGUUUCUGAUCAUUAACUCCUUAAGAACCAAAAGCAUGCUACUCCUGACAUAUACUAAAGGGAUUGCCAAACUUUCAGGUCCCCAAGGGAUAAAAGAGCAUACUGAAUAUAAAAUUUAUACUUUAAGGAAAUUAAUUCAAAUUUAAAGAAUAAUAGGUUAUGACCAGGUGAAAGAAAAACCAGUAUUAACAGCUUUUAAAUCCGGUAAUGGCUUCAGCGUUACCUACUUAUGAGAUCAAUUAAUAGCCCAAUUUGUGCUCCUGCAAUCAGUAUGAUCUACUAAGCUGUCCAUCAGUAAUCAGCAUAUAUCUGAAGGUAAAACACUGUCACCAAUUGAAAACACAUUCCCUAUCUUGGACAGAGAGGAGAGGAUGCCUGGCAAUAGAAAAACUUUUGUAGAUGGGUCUCAUGUAUAAAUACAUAGGAGUGCACCCACAAAAAAAUAACCAUUGAUUCUGUUAAACAUUACCAUGCUCCAUUUUGGAAAUCAGGUCUCCUUCUGUCCUGGGAGAGGCACUCAGACAGGUUCAGUAACACCUGCAAUCUAUCUGAAGUGGUAAAAUGUGUUAAUUGCUUAUCCUGAAACACCUGUGGGAGAAGGAAUCUAAUACAAAGCCAAAAGCAGUAUGUUUCCUUAUCUACUUCAUUUAAAAAACUGAAAUAGAAAAUCCACAGUAGGCAAUUAUUACUUACCCAGUACAACAGUGCAUUUGUAUUUGCUAGAACUGGGCAUUGUUACAUUUCAGCGCAAAACAGACCUUAGAUCAUUUGUAUUAUUAAAUCUACCAAUGCCGUGCAUAAAUUGGGGUUAUCUAAUACUACCAACCUGCAUACAGAUUAUAUGAAUCACAUACAUUGUGGAUGUUUCUGACAGCACCUUAUACACAGAUAUAUCAGUCACAUAUACGGAGUCUGUUUAAACAGUAAUCAUACAUAGCCUACAUCUGCUAUAUACAGUGACACUAUGCCUGUACACAUGUUAAGAUUAUAUGAGUGAGAUAAAUUGAGGCUGUGUUUUAACAGAACUUCAUGCACAUAAUAUACCACUCACAUAUACUGAGGUUGUGACUCACAACCCACACAUAGAACCAGUAUUAGAUUGAACUCCUAUAGCGGAUGUACUUAUAUCAUUCACAUAUAUAGUGUUUUCACUAAUACAUCAAUCAUUAUAGAGAACAGAUACACUGAAGCAAUGUCUCCACACCAUCUUACCUAUAGAGCAUGUAGAGGACAUAUACUGAGGCUGUGUUUUCACAGCGACUCAGAGCAUAUAAAGAACACACACUGAGGCAGAGUCUCCCAAUCAACUCAUACAUAGACAAUAUAGUGGAGAUAUAUAUAUAUAUAUAUAUACACACACACACGCUGUGUCCUCAUAGUAACUCGUACAUAUACUGAGGCAGAGUCCUCAUUGUAACUCAUACAUAGAGCCUCUAGUAGGUACGUAUACUGAGCCUGUGUCCUCAUAGUAACUCCUACAUAGGGCAUAUAGUGGAUACAUAUACUGAGGCUGUGUCCUCCAUAGUAACUCCUAUAGAGAGCAUAUAGAGGAUACUUAUACUGAGGCGAUGUCCUCACAGUAACUCUUACAUAGAGCAUAUAGUGGAUAUAUAUAUAUAUAUAUAUAUAUAUAUAUAUAUAUAUAUAUAUAUAUAUAUAUAUAUAUAUAUAUAUAUAUAUAUAUUGUGUGUGUGAAGAAAAAAGGAGUUAAGGGCUGCGCUAUUGUACAGAGAGCAGUAUCAUAAAAUAGAAACCAAUUGGUUGAAGUGUAUAAUCAGCAAGUGAUAAAACCAGGGUAUAAUAGUCUCUAUUGCAAUUAUAUAAAAAUAAUGAAUAAAACAGAGUCCAUCCAGAUGUUCAGUAAAGAUCAAAUAAGAAAAUAUUGAAUAAAAACAGUCUCACUGAUAUAUGGAUAGGGUAUGUGUACAAUCCUCAGGAGUUGAUCCGUCCGGGUUGUAGAUAAUCCGUAUAUGUGAAGAUAAAAGAAAACACACAAAACUGCCAAUGGUGAAAUAUUGUAGCUCCAAGGGUAAAAAUAAGUAAAAAGGAGGAUUGUACAUUCACAUUUGAUGGAGCUAGGGCCAGCUCUGGGGUGAAGGGCACUUAGUGGUAUAAUCCCCACUAAAGGAUGUUCUGGAAGGGUAGGUCCGUCCGUCCGUCCGGCUUGGGUUCCGUCGUAUUCCACAAGGUAUAAGAAACAGCAAAUAGUGCUCUCAGUAAGAACAAUAAAAUAAAAUAUACUCACAAGAGUAGAGCAGAAAAUACUGCUCUAUGGCCACAGCGCUGGUGGAAUUAUCCCCACCUAUGGAUUUCUUGGAACGGGAUACAAUAAGAAUAAAAAUAAAAAAUGCCAGGAAUAAUAAUAGUAAAAGUGUAUAUGAAAUACAAUAAAAUAAGUAAAAGAUUGGUCCUAUAAAAAAGUAACCAAAAAUAACUUUUAUUGUUAUAAAAUACACAAUUUAAAACCAUUAACGCGUUUCACCUAUAAGGCUUUAUCAAAAAUGUUAAUAGGAUAUAUAAAUAAUUUAUAUUGAGGCCGUGUCCUCAUAGUAACUUAUACCAAGAGCAUAUAGUGGGUACAUAUACUGAGGCCGUGUCCUCAUAGUGACCCAUACAUAGAGCAUAUAGUGGAUAUAUAUAUACUGAAGCUGUGUCCUCAUAGUGACUCAUACAUAGAGCAUAUACUGGACACACACUGAGACUUCAUACAUUAUAGCAUAUAGUGGAAACAUACCGAUGCUGUACCACCACCAGUUUAUGUACAGAUACUGAGGCCCAGUGGUCUCCUAUGCAGUAUAUUCUUCCACUGUCUGCAAAGCCUGCUUAUUUGUGAUAAUGGACAGAUAACAGCAAUCAAUGCCACAUGCCUUGAUAGAAACAAGUGUGUGUGUGUGUGUGUGUGUGUGUGUGUGUGUGUGUGUGUACUUAGAGGUAGGUUUUUAAAACCGGUCAUAUACAUGUGUGUACUUCAAUCAGACACCCAAGAAAGUUCUCUUACCUUGGAUAUUUCUCUGUGUUCAGGCUGUGGAAUUCCAGCAGUCUUCAUACAGCCAGGAUAUCCAUUAUUAGCACUCUUUUUCACAAUGUCUCAUUGCAUUAUCAGCACUCCUUUGCACAAUGCCUCCUUGCAUUAUCAGCACUACUUUGCCCAAUGCAUACUUGUAUUAUCAGCACUCUUUUGCACCAAACAUUCUUGUAUAAACUUACCUAAAUGCUCACCACACAAAUCUCCUAAAUGUGACCUAUUUGUUAGAAGGAAGCCUAAUGUAAGCAGCUGGGAGGGACUGAAAGAACAGAGACCCAGGUGCCUAUACCAGUUUUAAUCUAAAUUACUAAUGCACUUACCUGAACCGUUGCAGGCCUGUGUUUCAGUGGCAAAAUGGGGAUUUGAACAACUGACAGCCUAAACUGUUUAAACUAUAGGCUUCCAUCUGUACCCCAUAUGCCGUUCAUCAUCACCAUACAAGGUGGAAUACAUAGAAUAGGUAUACCUCAGUAGUCACAACUCUGUUGGGCCUCAUGUAUGCAGUGUACCGCCGUCAUCCCCUCAGGGAGAGAGAUAGGUUAGACUCCUGAUUGCUGAAGGAGGUACCCAGGCUGGCAACUCUUACACAUGUGCUGUUUGCUGGGUCUUCAGGGAUAAGGGCUUAGACUCAACUGGGCCUCAUGUAUGCAGUGGACUACUUUCAUCACUUCCAAGAGAGAUAGGACAGACCCCUGUUUGCAGGAGUAGGAACCCAGGCUGGCAAUUCUUACCGGUAUGCUGUUUGCUGGGUCUUCAGGGGUAAGAGGCUGAACCCUGGCCUGGCUUCAUGUAGGCAGUAUAUCACAUACAUCUCCUGAGGGGGUACCCAAGCUGGCCUGUUGCUGGGUCUUCAGGGAUAAGAGGCUGAACCCUGGCAUGCAGUGGACCAUUUUCAUCCCUUCAGGGAGAGGUUGGGUCCGACCCCUGGUCACUAAACGGGGUACCCAGGCUAGCCACUUCAUCUUAGUGCUUUUUGCUGGAUCUUCAGGGCUUAGAGGCUGAACCCCGGCAGGGCCUAAAAAAUAUAGCCUGGUGAGCAUAAAAGAAAAAAUCUAGGCCUGCAUAAGCAGACUCCUUCCAAACUGCUGUGAAGGACAGGAAAAAAGACUGCCUGAUGGGAAGGGGGAGGAUCUAUUUAUACCAGUUUCAAAGUUCUGUUUCCUGUCCUUUCUGCUGUAAAGGGAGGAGCUAACCCAUGAGUAAAUGCUGCCAUGAAUAAUGAUCAGGAAAACAUGUUCCACAUUUGACUUUCUUUUAAGAAACGUUAAAACUGUUCGGAUUAUAUUUUUACAUGUUGUACCAUUUUUUUUUAUUUUUUUUUUGUUUGUUUUGUAGUAUUUGGUUUCCCUUGGUAUCCAGUCUUUAGUUCAGCAGAGAGCUUUUGCAGGGAAGAAUACGAACAGAUUGAUGGAAGCACUAAAGGAUUCAGACCUCCUCCACUGGAAGCACAGCCUGUCUGAACUAAUUGAUAUCAGCACGGCUCAAAAGACAGCCAUAUGGAGGAUGUAUGGCCAGAGGUAGGAUCCUGCUGAACUGCUUGAUUUUUCUCUGAUCAGUGGAGUGUACGCCAAUAUCCAGCCUAGACAGAGUAAGGGUCUUUAUUUUCAUUCAUUGACAUUAUUUAACGUCCUCCUUACUGUUUAUCAAAUGAGUAAAGCACAUUUUUAUUGUCGCUACAAUAUUCUCAUUUAAAGUACCAACAUUUUCUACAGCACUGUACAUUAGGUGGACUUACAGACAAGUAUUUGCAAUAAGACCAGCACAGAGGGAGCUGGGGGUCCUGCUUAAACAAGCUUACAUUACAAUUUACAUGCAUUACUGAUUUCAGUAGUAAAGUUAUUAAUAUAGUGCACCUAUCACGUUCCAUAUCCAGUCCACUUACGGCCCGGGAAAAAUGUAUAUAUACACAUAUAUUUUUUUUUUUAUAUAUAUAUCACCGAUUUACUAGCGUAAUAUAUAGGUUUGACUAAAGUCCAUCUUGAAAGGCUAUAUUAUAUUCAAACAAUUUAUACAUUAGUGUGUACUGGGGUUGCCUGGUUUUUGCAUUAAGAGUUAGUAAAGUCCAUUAAUUAGUAUCACAAGUGCAUCGUAACCAGUUUGUGUGUGCUUCCGUAUAUAUAGCACUCUACCUGUGUAGUAGACCACUGAGUACUCUCUGAAUGCUGUGUGUCACCUCCCAGGCAUCAUAGCAAGUGCUGCAAUUACUUUCCCUCUCUCCAGUUAAAAUCUGUAGAGUUUUACCAACUGUACUCGCCAAUAAGCAAAACACUACUAGGAUAAAAUUGAACUCAAACACUUUAGAAUAAAAUAUUUUCCCCUCAAGAUCAGCAGUCUACUAGGCACUUAUAGCUCUGCUGUGUCCUGUAAAACAAAAAUACAUCUUCCGGUAUUUUCUUUGAAUUCACUACCCUUUCCUGUGCUUGUACCUGUCUUCCAGCACCAUGGCUUUGCAGCAGGCACAGAUGCUUCUUAGUAUGAACAGCCUGGAUACUGUAAACGUCGGUGUACAGCAAAACAACACUGAGUCCUUUGCUGUGGUUUUAUGCCAUCUUGCAGAGCUGCAUGCAGAGCAGGUGAGACUGUCGUAGAAUUCAAUAUAAAAUUAAACAUUUUUGUCUUUCACAGGAUGUAAUGAAUUCGAAUGUUCUGUCAUGCAUUGUCUUUUUACGGACAAGGUUUAGAAGUGCAAGAGAAACAGUUUAUGGAUUCCUCACUUCAUUUUAUCUAAGUUGUGUAGUGCUAACAGAACCUGUUUUUGUACAGAACCAUGCAUUAUUUUCUGUUUUUGAAGGGGAUUGUUUUUGGGUGACCGGUUGAAAAUCUUAUUAUCACUGCUGAUAAAUUAGUGGUGAGAUCAAAAAGUGAUGGAUUCCACUGAUUUCAUCGAAUAUAAAAUGCUGUACAACGUCUACACAUCUCAACACAAAAACCUUCUCCAAACAGAGCUUUCCUAAAGGAAUAUUUUUAUUUUUUUUUGCACAACUCUUCCAGAUUGCCACGUGAAAAAAUGCUGACAUCUUUGCCACGUGUUCACAAUUCCAACCCACGUGUGUUAUAAAACAGCAGGUCAUUGCAAAGCAUAGGUGUGUGCAUAUUUAAGUACGGAAUUCUUAUUAUCUUGUCAGUUUUCUGUUCAUGAUUCUUCUAGUCCAAAAAUCAUACACCACAACAGUUUUAGCUGCAUAUUAACCCUAAAGUAAAAUGACCCAGCAUAUUCUAACCUUCUUCAUUAAUGAAGUUUGUUUUAUGAUCUCGAAGUUUGAUUGAUUACCAUUAUAGAAACAUAGAAUGUGACGGCAGUGUUCUAAUGGUUGAUCUGGGUGGCCACUCUUUGUUCGUAUGCACGAUCAAGUGGUGGCGGCCAUCUUGUUCGCACAAACGCAGGCAGCAGUGUUUGGUCGUCGAGUUCGUGGAACUAAAACUCCCGAACCCCGCUGGACUUCCAUGAUCGUCUGCGUUCGGUUUUAUAAGAACACUGUUCAGUGGGAUCGUUAGUCUGGAUGAAGGGAACAAGCUCCACGGUAUGGCAAUGGAUUCUGUUCGGUAGUUUGUUCUGUUUUAAACUACCGAACUUGACCGACUGCUACCACUUUUACUCUGGAACUAUUUUGGGCAGGAGCCUCGUGUGUGGUCGGUCAGAUUAUGACUUCCAUGAAAAUCCUGAACCGAUCUGGGUGAUUUUUGGAUAUGUUGGUCACCCAGAUUGGGGCUAUCAAGGGAUAUAACUUUUGUGGGCUUUUCAUGUAGUUUCAAUGUACUUUUGGGGUGUCUGUGAAAUGUGUGGUUUUUUUUUUUUUGUGCCUGGAGAUAAUUGAGUUUUGUACAGUCCCUGUCUCCAUUAUCUCCCAGGCAUAGGGGAGGGAUUAUCCUGUUUUGUGUGGGAGUGUCAUGGGCGUGCUUGUCUGUGUUCAGAAAUCUAUAAAAUCAGGCCAUCUGGCCAGAUUAAAUCAUUCAUGAAGAUAAUGAGAGGGGGGGGGGGAAACCUACUGUCCUCCCCCCUGGCCCCCACCCCUGAGCGGUGGGUGGGGGCCCUAAUAAAACAAUAAGGGGGGGAUACCUUAUGUCCUCCCCCCUGGCCCCCACCCCUGGGCGGUGGGUGGGGGCCCUAAUAAAACAAUAAGGGGGGGGGGACCUACUUUCCUCCCCCCCGGCCUCCACCCCUGAGCGGUGGGUGGGGGCCCUAAUAAAACAAUAAGGGGGGGGGAACCUACUGUCCUGGCCCCCACCCCUGAGCGGUGGGUGGGGGCCCUAAUAAAACAAUAAGUGGGGGGGGACCUACUGGCCCCCACCCCUGAGCGGUGGGUGGGGGCCCCAGUAAAACAAUAAGGGGGGGGACCUACUGUCCUCCCCCCCUGGCCCCCACCCCAGCGCGGUGGGUGGGGGCCCUAAUAAAACAAUAAGGGGGGGGACCUACUGUCCUUCCCCCCCCCCACCCCUGGGCGGUGGGUGGGGGCUAAUAAACAAUACAUACCUUAGUCCCUAUCCCCACCCCCACGUGGGUGGGGGCCCUAAUAAAACAAUAAGGGGGGGGGACACCUACUUUCCUCCCCCCCGGCCUCCACCCCUGAGCGGUGGGUGGGGGCCCUAAUAAAACAAUAAGGGGGGGAACCUACUGUCCUGGCCCCCACCCCUGAGCGGUGGGUGGGGGCCCUAAUAAAACAAUAAGGGGGGGGGACCUACUGGCCCCCACCCCUGAGCGGUGGGUGGGGGCCCCAGUAAAACAAUAAGGGGGGGGACCUACUGUCCUCCCCCCCCUGGCCCCCACCCCAGCGCGGUGGGUGGGGGCCCUAAUAAAACAAUAAGGGGGGGGACCUACUGUCCUCCCCCCCUGGCCCCCACCCCAGCGCGGUGGGUGGGGGCCCUAAUAAAACAAUAAGGGGGGGGACCUACUGUCCUUCCCCCCUGGCCCCCACCCCAGCGCGGUGGGUGGGGGCCCUAAUAAAACAAUAAGGGGGGGGACCUACUGUCCCCCCCCCGGCCCUCUUAUUGUUUUAUUAGGGCCCCCACCCACCGCGCAGAGGGGGGGGACAGAAUUUUUUCAAGUGCGACAGGUUUUGGGGGUUGAAGAAAGAAGAUUUUAGAAAAAAGAAGACGUUUAAUUUUUUUUUUUACACGUUAGUUAUUUUAUUCCCCCCUCACUAUUCUUAGGGUAGGUGGGGGAUAGGUUUUUUUUUGGGGGGGUGACUAGGGGCUGUGUGUCCUAGUCACCUGAUUGCAGGGGGCCAGGGGAGAGUGACAGGCCCCCUUAUUGUUUUUAUUGGGCCCCAUCACCAGGAGGUAUUGUGCAGCCCCUUAUUGUUUUAGGCCCCACCACCAAAAGAGGGGUGGGGAGGACAGUAGGUCCCCCUUAUUAGCCUUUAUUAGGGCCCCACCCACCGCUAGCAGGGUGGGGGAAAAUAGGGGAGUGAUUAGUAGUCCCCCUUUAUUGUUUGAUAGGCCCCACACGCAGGGUAAAUGAGGGGACAGAAAUUCCAUAUCUUUAUUUAGGGCCCCCACGGGCAUGGGGGGUGGUUAUUAGUUUUUUGUUUUUUUUCUAUAAGCUGCUCACUGCUUACUACACAUGCCCCUACUCGCGGUAUAGCGAGUAGGGGCAUUUAAUUUACUAAUACUAAGUAAUCUUUACUUAGUAUUAGUAAAGUUGGCUAAAAGACCAAUUUAGGUCUUUCAGCCUUUUAGUAGAUAGCUCCCUGAUACCGUGGGAAUUAGGGAGUUAUCUACUAAGCGGCUGCAAGAUGCAGCCGCGGCAAUGAAUAGGAUCGGAGUUUCAUUCAUUAGAAUGAAAUUCCGAUCCGAAUAAAGUGCCGAAUUGCGUUCUAAAAGAAACGAACAUACUGUUCUCAUUCAGUUAGAACGCAAUUCGGCAGUUUUGUGUAAAGUGACAGGAAGCAUUGUGGGAACACAGAGGGAAGGUAAGGAUCAUGGGAAAAUUGCUCUGACCAGCGGAAAUGAAGCACAUUUUGCUCCUCCGCUGGUCAGAGCUGGUCAAGCGGAGGAAUCCUCCAUAAGGCAAAGAGUCCCUACUUUGUCUUAUGAUUUUAAAGAAAACUAAAGAAGAUAGGAAGAAAAGAAUAACAGAUCCUGAGAGAGGGGGAGAAGAGGAAGAGAUUGAGGAAAGGUAAGUUCGGCAUGACAGUGCCGCUUUAAGAACUACUAAAACAAUUAAAUCAGUGCGGGCAGUCGGAUCACGGACGGCUGAGGCAGGCUGCUGACUGAUGGAGUCGGCUGGCUCAUUGAGAAAUAAGGGAGGGAGACCGGCUCAUGGAGGGCUGUGAGAGAGAGGCGUGCGGGCGGCUCAUUUAUUGCUGAGGGAGGGAGACGUCCAGCCCAUGGAGAGCUGAGGGAGGCGGGCAGACGGAUGACUUAAUGCCGCGGCAAGGGUGCUGUAAUCUCCCUGCUCUGCUCUCUCGCGCGGCUUGUAGUGAUGCCAGGAGCCGGGUUAUGACGUCACUCCGGCUCACUAAACAGUGCGCGAGCCGACGUCCGCAUCCUCGUCCGACGUCACAGGAGCCGAAUGCGCAGCACUGCCGCGCACGCAUUCAAAGUGUCCGUAGGAAAGCUUUCUUCAAUGCUUUCCUACGGACGCUCUGCGUGAUUGAGGCAUAAUAUGCCUCAAUCAUUGCAGAUGCGCCUCUAGUGGCUGUCCCCGUGGCACUGAAGGGUUUAAAACACCUUCAGCAGCUUACCUUAAUCCAGCACCGUGCUCCCUUGGCGCGGGUGACCUCCCCCCCCCCCCGCCAACAUCAGCGGAGCCGAAUGCUUUCUUAAUGCUUUCCUAUAGACGCUCUGUGCGGUGGAGACGAAAUGUGCCUCCAGCGUCGCAGAUGCGCCUCUAGUGUCUGUCCGGAAGACAGCCACUAGAGGCUGGCUUAACCCCAAAUGUAUGUGCUAUGUUUGCAUCUGAAGGGUUAAAACCUGAGGGACCUGGCACCCAGACCACUUCAUUGAGCUGAAGUGGUCUGGGUGACUAGUGUCCAUUUAAGAGAGGUUUCCUUUAGAUAAAUCAGUUGAGAUCAUCUGGUAUGUCCCUACUAUGGAUGCAGAUUUUGGUAAACUCAACAAGCACACUGUUGAUUCCUCACAGGAAGCCUCCCACAUCUCUGAUCCUGUAUAUGCAAGCCAUAAUGUGAACUUUUGAAGCUUGUACUUGGGGAUUUGAACGUUUAUUGUUGAUAUAACUGGCAAGAUGUCAUAAAAUUUUAAUUCAGCUGGCAAAAGGUUUCCUGCAAUGUGCCCAAUUAGAAGAUGUUGCAAUACCUUGAAUAAUGUAAAAUUUGCUCUUUUGUAUGAUGCUUUUCUUGAAGGUAUUGUAUGUCUGCUAGAGCCUUGUCUCUCGGGGUUUGUUUGUUGGAGGACUUUGUGUGUGCUGAUCAUGCUUCUAAAAAUCAUUGCAGUUCUCCUUCAAGGAUAAUGCGACUUUAGGGAAAAAUCUUCAGUCCAGAACAUCAGAGAUACAGGUGGGAAAUCCUUAGUCUAAGCUUUUUGGAUCCCAUCUCAUGCCACUUCACCAUCCGUGGAUAUUCCAGUGAUAUGACUUUUGGCCUGGAUCUUAAUAAAACGUUACUAUUAUAUUGUAGAAAUGGAUCUAAUGUGCGGUUUCAUUACAGAAUGUUUUCCAACAAAUGUAUUAGUAUAUUUAAUGUUAAGGACAUUUGCCCAGCUGAAACAACGGGCAUUUGAAUGUACUGCCUAUUUCUUCAGUAUGGAGGUGUUUCCCAAGUUAUAUUUUUAUAUCAAAAAUCUUCAGUCUCCUAUAAAAAUUGGUUUUAUUAGAACAUUCACCAUUUUUUUUUUAUUUUAUGUGUCUCAAAACAUUCCACUUCAACACUUGUUGGCAGGAGUCACAGAAAGUAACCAUACUCUCAAACCUCAUCCAUUUGGAGUCUGUGGAAUGUGACAGGAAUGGCUUUCUAGGUCACUUGGAAAAAUUAGUCCAGCAUAUCCUUCAAGUAGUUUAUGUGAACCUCUGUUUUUUUUGUUUGCUUCAGAACCUAUGCCAAUUUUCCAAAGAUUCCCUUCCUGGGGACUCAUUUUAGAUUCUUACCAGGAAAAAGUCUUACUUCCACUGACAAAGAUUCUGGAGCUGAGAGAGCUUAUCAUCAUUUUCUUAAAGGGACACUAUAGGCAGACCACUUCAUCUCAUUAAAGUUGUCUGGGUGCAAUGCCCCUGUCCCCUUCACCCUGCAAUUGUAAUUAUUGCAGUUAUUGAGAAAUUGCAAUAAUUACCUUGCAGGCUUAACUCCACCUCAAGUGGCUGUCUAAAAGACAGCAACUAGAGACACUUUCAGGUCUGCUAACUGAUGCUGGACAUCCUCAUGCUGUGCAUUAGUACGUUUGGUGCCAGCUAAAACCCCAUAUUGUUGUUGAAAUUAGUGGUGCUUUUAUUAUUCUAUUGCCCUGUUCAGUUUCCUGUUUUUGUGUUUGGGUAUAUGAUAGAGGGAGCAUUUAGAAGGGGAGGAAAUUUUUCUUUAGAUUCUCUAUGUUUUGACUUCCCAACUACUCAGUGACCACAAACCGUCUGUUGGUGGUCACUGUAGUGAGAUUGAUCUAUCAGGAAGUAUAUAUCUUAGUUUUACUGCUGAAGAAGAUAAUGCGUUUUAUUACUAAUUAAUGCAAUUGGAUAUUAAUAAAGCAAAAUGUGUUUUUCAGGGUUAUUUUUCUUCUGCCUCUGAGAUCUUGAAACAUUUAAAAGACAGAUUCCCACCCAACAGUCAACAUGCAAAGGUAGUAUUGCUAGAAUACAGAAAAUGUUUGUGUCUAUUUUCAUUAAAAAAACAACUGUCUGUUCAUAUUUGAUGAAGUAAACUCUAAAAUAUUUGUUCUUGAAUCAAGUUUCUGCAAUAUUCUGAAUUUGCAGCCCUUUCUAGAUCUCACAAAGUGCAUAGUAAUCAUCCCUCCGCUCUCAAACUAAAAGAAAGCUGUAUUGCAUUGCAACUUGCAGACAAUUUACUAACUUCCAUCAAACCUUGCAUGCAAUAUGGUUACUAAGUAUGUAUACACUGAAACCACUAGUUUGUCUUUUAGUUCUAGCAAAUGUGUUGAAAUAUAAAAGUGUUUUAUAACAACUUCAGCUUACUGUAAUGGUUAUAGUGCAAAAAAAAAAUCUGCAGCUUGGGAUAUAUAAUAUUAUAAAUAUCUUUCCACCCCUGACUUGUAAGGUGUACAAUGUUAUCAUGCACUCAACUGUACCGGAAGCGUGCACUUGCAAGUAAUAAUCUUGUAAAGUGAUAAAGUUGUGCAAUGAAUACACACUAUUUAAAUGGGAAUUUAACUCUCAAUAUGUUUUGUUUCUUAGCUUUGGAUGCUUUUUGACCAAAAAAUCCAGUUUGACCGUGCCAUGAAUGAUGGGAAAUAUCAUAUUGCGGAAUCCCUAGUAACUGGAAUUACGGCGCUCAACAGUGUGGAGGGACUGUACAGGUAUAAUCAGCCAGUUGCUGUUAAUGCUGCCUGGUUUAAUUAUUUCCUUAGUAAAUCUACUGUGAUAUGUAUUAACAUUUGCAUUAAUAUAAAUGGAUUCUAUCAGUCCUAGUAAAAUCACCAUUUUUUCCCCAGUCUGUACACUACUAGUGAAACAGUUUAUCUAUUGAUUCACAGUUAAUUCAAAGUGUGUAUAUAUACGGUGCACACCAAUACCAUUUCCAUUUGACAGUUUUUUUUAUUUAAGAGAUGAGGUAGACAUUCAGCAUACAUAAAGUAUAUUGUCAACAAUUGUAUUACAGUAAUCCAUUAUUAUCUAAAGCAGAACAAUGCAAUGGGAGAAUUGGAAUGAAGACAGUCUUCUGUGUAUGUUCAUCUCCUUCGUCUGCGUUUUAACAAAUAAACAAAUAUUACCAUUACCUCCCCGUUUAUCGCAUUUACAACCACAAAGAGAGUAAAGGUGGGGGGAGGGGGGAAAGAGCCGUGAGGAGAGACGGAGUGAGAGGAUUCUCAGUCUCCUGUUGCAGAUUUGAGCUGUGAGGUUGUUCAUCGGGAAGUUAUCCUUUAUUUUAAGUACAACUUUAUCUUUCCUAGGGACAUCUAUACCCAGCACAAUUGUGCAAGUGCUGUUCUUGCAGCUAGGGUAAUUGUAUUAAAUCAUUUUUGCAUGUUUGACGAUAAACCCUUAAUUGGUUUAGCUAAAAAGGAGGACCUACCAGUAGGUCUUUAACAAUUUUCCAAUAUUUAAUAACCUUGAGGUAGGUCCACCGCAUGUAGUGUAUGUUCCCUUUUACCACAGCCCCUUUAGCCGGCUUGGGAGGUGGUUUUCUCUAUAUAGAAAUGAAUGGAUAAAAACAUUGUUAUGCAUGAAUCUUUGCAUGCCUGUGUUUUCUAUUUAAGUCUUUUUCUCGCAAUCCAGGUAGGAAGUUAAUGUUAAUAGAAGUUUGGGGGGGUGGGAUUCCUAAGUAUUUUAUGGAACUCUGAGCAACCUUCAUAUUAUAAGUGGAGCUCAUGAGUGCCAUGUUUGCAGUUGACAUAUUGAUAGGCAUAGCUGUAAAUUUAUCUAAAUGCAUUUUGUAACCAGAAAUUUACAGGAAAGUGUUAAAGUGUUAAACGAUGGAGUCUACAGGGUUCAUAAGGGUGAGCAGGAUGUCAUCUGCAUAAGGAGAAACUUUGAAUUCUGCAUUGGCUAACUUAAUCCCCUGUAUAUCCAGACUACCUCUAAUCGAUUGGUGGAGUGGUUCCAGAGUCAGCACAAACAGGAGAGGUCACGGUGGGCACCCCUGCCGGGUAGCAUUGCUUAAUCUGAAUGGCUCAAUCCUCGCCCUUAGUCUGAGCUCUCGGUGCCGCAUUUCGACCCUAUAUGCUUCACGGAGAGCUCAGACUAGGAUACAUUCCCAGUAAUGGUACAAAACAUUUAACAAAAAGGUUUUGCCCACCUCUUCAUUACUCAAUCUGCUUUUCUCAGAAAAUGUGUACUUAAAAGGAUUGAUCUCAGAACUAAUGAUGUGUUUGUCCAUGUAAAGGUUAAAGCAGAUCUGUCAGUUUUUAAUAUUUCAUGACAAAAGACAGGGCUCCCCUGUUCUUUUGUCCAUUUCCAGCAGCCAUCACAAGUGUCAGCUGUGGGAUUAGGCAUCAAUUUAUGAAGGGUCUCGCAGGAUCCUUCAUAGACCUCAGUGUUGUACUCUUGCUCAGGAAUACCACACUGAUACGGCCCCUAUCAACUGACCUGAUAGGAGCUAAAAGGGCUGCAAGGCGAAGAAGGCGGCUACAAGGAACAGCUCAAGGUAAGUAAAACUUACCUUCGCGUGAAUUCGGCAUCCACUAGUCCCACAAAGGAUCUAUGGAAUCUGCAAAGACCCCCAAAAGUGGCAGAUCCACUUUAAACAUCGUUUUAAUUUUUGACUUUUUAUAGUGCAUUUUAAUCAUUUCUUUCCAUGUAAUGGAUACAAAUAAUAUUAAUGUUAUAACAUUCAUUCCGUUAUAUUGGAUAAUGAAGUAAGUAAUUAUAUGUAAAAAUAUGUUGUAUAUUUCUUCUAUAUCUAAGGGGUAGCUCAUUUGCAAUUUCUCCCAAAGAUAUUACAAAGAGUGCUACUUAAUUCCCCAAACUAUUCAUUAUGACUUGCUUAUUGUUUUCAUAGGAAAGCAACCGUUUUAAAAUCCCAAAACCAAACGGUAGAGGCCCAUAAAAUUCUGCAAGUGUUACUGACGCACUGCCAGAAAGUAAGGAACACCGAGAUGGUGAUACGGUGAGUAAUGUAAAUUAUGUUUUCAUUUUGAAUCGAAUGGAACCUAAUUGAAUUACACAUUUUAUAGGGACUUCUUCAGAACCAAAUGCCCCUUAUUUACAUUACACAAAGCUUUUCAGUAUGCAUGAGUGUGUUAACAAAAUUGUACUACUGCACCUUGCCACAGAUUAGUAAUUUAGAUACUUAUCAACAUGUGCAAAGACAUGUUCUAUGUCAGUGUUGUCAAGAACAGACCGCUAUCUGUUUCUUAUUUCGGUUCAAGCACAAUAGCACUAAUAAUUUCAAUCAAAUAUUAAAAUAAUUUUAAUGAAAAUACAUGGUAUGCAUAUCUGUUUUUGUGUCUUGUUGUGUUUUUUAUUUUUGAUUGUUCAAAUAAGUUUCUGUGUUUGCAAUAUCAGCUACAUUAACCGGUUAUGGCAUUUUAUAAAGAUUUUCAAGUCCUCACCUAUAUAAAAUGGUAUGAUCGAAGUUGGCUAGAUAUUAUGCAGGGUGGCCAAAAAAACAAAUAGAAAGUGACUUAUUUCUGAUCUCUGUUUCCAGGGUCCUUUUGUGCUUAGCAGAGCUUUACUGGAGAUCUUCCUGUCAUUCGGUGGCACUGCCUGUACUACUACAAGCUCUGGCUUUGUCCAGGGAGUACCAGCUACAAUAUAUGGCCUCUGAAUCUAUGCUAAACUUGGCUUUCUCACAGGUGAGCAUAUUCUGAUUGCCAGCAUUAAUUUGGACUACCAGUCCACAAACUAUGUGCACAUGAACACUCCAUUUCCCUGCAAUCUUCAGUUUGACAAAAAUGCAAUCUGUUUUAAUAAGUACUAAAAAUAAAUACCAAAAAAGGGAAAUGGCAUAGAAAUUUAUAACAAAAUAAAGGAGAAAACAUCUUUAAAUUAACUGCUUCAAUCAAUGAAUGUUCUUUAAUUACUUACGUUAUUAUGGUUUAAGAUAAUUUUCCAUUUUUAUCUUGCAUUUUUGCUGGACAUCAUAUCUCUUUGGUCAAGUUCUAAAAAAAUGUUCUGCUCUGCUACAUAUUCUGAGUACUACAAUACCCCCAGUGUAAGAGUUUGCCACUAUCCUGUGAAGUAUCAGUGCCAUGUAAGAGACCUGACAUUUUCAGUUUUUACAGUUACAAUUUUGAUAGAUGGAUUUGAUGGGCCCAUGUCUCAUUUUCGAGCAUUGUAACAAUUUGCCAGUUUAAAUUACACAAUAAAUGAAUACCAUUUGCAAAAGUAGACACCAUGAGGUAUGUCAUAUGGCAUAUUUGAACCUUAUUCAACAACAAUUUUUCACCUUCUAUGUUUUUGUUUUGGGUUUUUUUACAUGCACAUUUAUUUUGUAAGCCUAAUGUUUACAAAAAAUUUUUUUUUUCUGAAUUCCACUCUGCUAUAGUUUUUGUGAAAAUACAGGGCUGAAUUAAUAACCCGUCCAAUGCAGUUUAAAUUAAUGGCAAAUUGAAGAUUGAUCUAUGGUGAAUUUUGGGGCAUUUGAGUAACUCACAUUGAAAUUACUCUAUAAAUGCAUACCAUUUGCAAAUGUGAGAGUGUUGUCCACGUGAUAUUUCAUGCUUUAUUAAGGUGGCAUUUUCACUGCUUUUGUGCAAAGUCUGUGGUAAUAAUUUCUAUUUUAUCAUUUUUACAUACACAUUGUAUUUUUGUUGCAUAUUUUUUUAAAUCUCAUUUGUGCAAUUGUAAAAAAAUUCCUUAAAGUGUACUCGGCUGCAUCUUCAGAGUACACCACCACCUUUAUGUAUACCUUUGCAAAGUUUAUGCAAAGAUGCCAAAAUACAUUACCUGUGUGUAUUUGGUUUAAAAAAAAAAAAAAAAGGAAAAGAUUGUGUGCCAACCAAUUAGGGUAACUGCACUGCUAACUAUAACGCUAACCCUUACUGUUACACUAACCCUAAACGUGAAUACUAACUAACCUUAACCCUAAAUUCGGGCAGAGGGAAUUAGUGGUGACAUCAUUACUGAUAUCACUGGACCAUUUAAAGGGCUGUAUGCAGCACUUACUUUGAGUGCUGCAUACAGGUCAUUGGUCCGCAAAAGGCCAUUAACAAGCUGAGCCACAGCUGACAUAGGGGAACUGCAGGUAUCAAAUGAUACCUGGGGUUUCCCAGUAAUCUACAGGUAAACAGUCCCUGUUGGUAAAAAGCCAUAUGACAGAAUUAUUCCAUCAUUGGUUUUUAAGGGUAGGAUAGCCAUGAUGGAAUAAUUCCAUCAAGGGUCCUUAGGGGUUAAAAUGUGUUUGAAGAAAAACAACAUAUGUGAAAUAUAGGAGAAAAAUUACUCCCUUUGGGAGAAAAAGUAACUGACAACAGGACUGCUGCAAAAAAACCAAAACAAAUGUGUGCAUUAUAUGUAAUGGUAUUCUUUAUCAAUAUAAUGUGCUCAGAAACCCUAAAUUAUUUGCCACUGAUAUUCAACAUCUAGUUCAAAUAAAUAUUGAUUAUUGUUUCCUGUUAGUUCUCAGCAGGAAUAGUCAACAAUAGAUCAGUAGCUUACAAGAACACUUGUAUAAUGCAGUGGAGCUUCUGACUUUUUAAAGCAGUAUGUAACUCGUAUUAUAUGUAAAUAUUUAAAAAUAAUGGGAUUUUUACAGCUUUGGGAAAGUAAAUGUCACCUAUGUAGAUUGUUCAUAUAAUUCGUUUUUAAUUAGUUGCUUUGAGCAUGCACAUCAUCUUGCAUUCUCACCCUUCUUGAUUUUCCAACCUAUGAUAUAGUCUGUUAUCCUACUCUUUUCUCAACUUGAUAUCCCUAUCCUCUGCGAGUCAGUGUACUAAAAUGAGGGGUUUGGGGAUGCCUAUUCUUUAUGUACUUCUUCACUAGGCUUGACUACUGCAAGCCCUUCCUUUUCAUCUUUCCACAUCACUUUCUGUAAAAUCUAACAAAUUCAAUAUGCUGCUGCCUAUAUUAUUGUUAUUAUACGUUAUUUGUAAAGCGCUAUCACAAUCGCAGCGCUGUAUCCUCCUCAGCUUACCUUGUGCUGCCACACCUUUAAAUCUUCACUGGCUACAUUUUAAACUCCAUACCCUUAUAUACAAAUUCCUCUACGUUACAUACUCCCUUUCACUCCUCACUCAUCUUAAGUUAUAAUCCUUCACAUCAUGUGGCCUAACACCCACAUAUCCAUGUGAUUUUUAUUUAAUUUAUUUAGAUAGCAAGGAAUAUGGAGUGAAAAUAAUCUUCACACCCAAGUGGCCAAUUCUUUGGCCACUUUUUUCACAUUUCUAAAUUAUCGCCUCUUCAGAAAGUCUUCCCUAACACUUCAUAAGGCAAUCCCCAUGCAAAUACCUCUGUCUACCUCAUUUUACCAUACCCAUUCCCAUUAUUUAAUAUUUUUCUAGCUAUAAAACCAUCUCUCUUCCAACCACCAUGAGUCCAUCUCUACCAAAUGAUUCUCCCCAAAGACGAAAGGGUCUGACUAUAUCCUGUUCCUUGCAGACUUUUUGUGUUAGCCUAAUCUAGAUGCUACCCAAUAGGUUCACUCUGCUCUUCUUACAUGCAAAUUAGGCACCCUAUACUAACAUAAGUAUUCUGUAUGCAGUUGCCUGAAAAAUUAAAUGGCAUGAUUGUGUUCACCCUAUCCACUCUUCUUACUUUUUAAAUAGAAAAAAAGAAGAGCAUUUUAAUAUUGACUAGUUGAUUGGUUUGUCUAUUUAAAGUCAGAACAAGAACAUCUACAAAGUACAACCUUUCAGUAACAAAUUAGACAUCAUUUUACAACAUUAUUUAAAACCAAUAAUAAAUUAAAAUGUACAGUUGUGCUCAAAAGUUUGCAUACCCUUGGAGAAUAUAUGGACCAUUUUUAAAGAAAACAUGAGUGAGCAGGCAACACAUUUCUUUUAUUUCUUAUGGGAUUCAUAUUCAACUGCAGGUUAUAACAGAAUGGCACAACCAUAAAACAAAACAUGGCAACAAAGGAAAAAAAUAUAUAUGAUCCCAAUUCAAAAGUCUGCAUAUUAUUUGUUCUUAAUACUGUAUAUUGCCCCCUCUAGCGUCAGUGGCAGCGUGCAGUCUUUUGUAAUAGUUGUCUACGAGGCUCCAAAUUCUUUUAGGUGAUAUAGCUGCCCAUUGGUCUUGGCAAAAUGCCUCCAGGUCAUGCAAAGUCAUUGGUCGUUUUGCAUGAAUCGCACAUUUGAGAUCUCCCCAGAUUGGUUCGAUGAUAUUAAGGUCAACUUGGCCUUGUGCUUAGGGUCAUUGUCAUGCUGGAAAGUCCAAAUGCGUCCCGUGUGCAGCCUUCGUGCAGAAGAAUGCAAAUUGUCUGCAAGUAUUUUCUGAUAACAUGCUACAUUCAUCUUGCCAUACAUUUUCACAAGAUUCACCGUGCCUUUAGAGCUGCCACCCACCCCCCAAAACAUCAGUGAGACACCACCAUGCUUCACUGUGGGGAUGGUAUUCUUUUCACUAUAGGCCUUGUUGACCCCUCUCCAAAUAUGGCGCAUUUGGUUGUGACUCUGUUGGUGUUGUCGGGCAUAUUGUAAAUGGGCUUCUUUGUGGCAUUGGCGCAGUAAAGGCUUCUUUCUGAUAACUAAUUUUUGUUCAAGUAUCGUCGUAUUGUGCUCAUUGAAACAACCACACCAUCUUUUUCCAGAGCAGCCUGUAUUGCUCCUGAGGUUAUCUGUGGGUUGUUUUUUUUUUUUUUUUUAUCCUGAACAAUUCUUCUGGCAGUUGUGGCUGAAAUCUUUCUUGGUCUACCUGACCUUGGCUUGGUAUGAAGAGAUCCCCGAAUUUGCCACUUCUUAAUAAGUAAUUGAACAGUACUGACUGGCAUUUUCAAGGCUUUCAAUAUCUUUUUAUAUCAUUUUCCAUCUUUAUAAAGUUCCAUUACCUUAGUAUGUAGGUCUUUUGACAGUUCUUUUCUGCUCCCCAUGGCUCAGUAUCUAGCCUGCUCAGUAUCUAGCCUGCUCAGUGCAUCCACUUGAGAGCUAACAAACUCAUUGACUAUUUAAACACACACUAAUUGCAAUUUAAAAAGCCUCAAGUCUGGGAAAUUAACCUUUUAAUUGACAUUUUAACCUGGUGGGUCACCUUGUGUGCCUGUAACAAGGCCAAACAUUCUAAGGUAUGUAAACUUCUGAUCAGGGCCACUUGUGUGAUUUCUGUUAUCAUUAUGAUUUAAAAAGGAGCCAAUGAUGAUAAAUGGCUUCAUAUAAUCACUAUCCUUCAAUAAAAAUUUUUUUGCAUGAGAAGUCAUACUUUCAAAAUCAAUGCCAAAAUGUCACAAUUUCUGCCAGAGCAUGCAAAUUUUGAGCACAAUUGUAAGUAAAAACAUGGGAGUGAAGAACAGAAAGGGGGGUAAACGCUACAAGAGGGGUGGUCUGGAUACCACAACUAGUUUACACAUCAUUCUUCCAAGACACCCCUGUUUUUGUGAUUUGAAGCAAAUUUAUUUUUAACCAAUUGCUGUGAGUUUGUUCUUGAGUUGAUUGUCUCGGAUUAUUGUAAUAACUCCCAUUUGGAGGAUCCUGUCAGAAAGCCACAUAUGCAACACUGCCUUCCAAGCAGCUACACUUAUGUUAUGGCAUAAUAUUUGGGAUUGUAAAGAGCGUCCGUAUAUCCGACGGGACAAUAGAAAGAACCACAGUUCCUGCUGUAUAGGUCUUUGUAAAGCUGAGAACAGCAAACACUAAACCUACGCUCAAAAUAAAGUCAUGAGAGAGCAGGUUAAGCUGUAUGGCAACAAUUAUUUCAUCAUAAAUCAUGGAACCUUUCUCAUUCUUAACAACUGAGCCAAUUGGUAGUGUACGAAUAAAGCGUAGUUUUGACACACUGCUCUUUCAAAGCUGCACACACUGAAACCCUGAAAAGUGCUUACCACAUGGGGCGGGGUUUGACCUGCAUGGCGAGCGGACUUAUUCGGUGAUCGGCCAGCAGACGUUUCUGACCUUCUCUAGCCAUGUCUCUUUUAGCCAUGCCUGGUGCUAGAUUUCCUGCUGAUUAAGCUUUCCAAGUCUCUCCUACAAAGAUUUCAACAUACCCUCAAUUCACGUAUCUGGAAGAAAUGCUACACACAGGGGUAAUCCUACUGUGACAUCAACUGGAGCAAAAAGUGUUCCCCAGAUUGAAGUCAUGAAACCGUGGCAUGAUGCGGGCAUAUCUGCUACAACAUAAAUUCUCCCUUCACCUACCGUACAGGAAAAAAUUGGCAUUUCCAGAUUAGAAAUAUUUAAGUGCCUCCAUAUCAAGCACAUACUCCAAAUCACGAACUACAACUACGGUCAAUCCACUAUCUUCUUCAUUCAUUGCUUGAAUACUCCGUCUCUAAAGCACUCACUUUCUACAUACUCUGAUACACCCAGAUUCCAGACGGAAGCCAUCUUUUAUCAACAAAUGAGAAGAAGAGCUCCACUAAUCAUUUUCAGAGGGAGAGUGGCAAAAGGCAUUAAAUAGCUAUGAAGGGGGGUGGGCGUGGCUUGACCGCCGAGAGAGAUGGCCGCCUAAGCUCGGAGCUCUGCACCCCAGGCACUCCUAAACGCACAGUAAGCAGCAUUAGAUCCCUGCAAACACCCUCAGCUACCCCCACAGCGACGAGGGAAGGCAUACCUGAUGGCAUCCCAAAAGAAAAAUGGGAGAAAAACGAAAGACCGUACCCCAUCCGUCGAGGACAUGUUAACCUCACACAGGCCUCAUGCUCCCAAAGAUGGCGGCGGCCACGAUCACACAGACACUCCUGACAGGCUAGACCAAGCACAAGCACAGCACCAGACGUCACAUGGAGAAAUCCUGCAAUCCCUGGCAGAGGUAAAACACUUCCUAGCAGCAGAAAUAGAAUGCUCCACCAGGGAAGUCAAAGCUGAAAUACAAGCUGUAGGCCAGCGCACAGAGGCUCUGGAAUGGACAAUGGACCACGUGGUAGUGGUCCACAACGAAGCUGCCACGGUCACAAACUCCCUUCUCACCAGGAUGGCAGAGAUGGAAGCGGAGCUGGAAGACGCUUCCAACAGAUCACGUAGAAACAAUCUGCGCAUAAAGGGCCUGCCGCAGAGAGUAAAAGAAGCAGAACUACAAAAGAUACUUGCCACAGUGUUCCGCACCCACUUGACAAAUAUACCAGACCACCUGUGGACUGUAGAUAGGGCCCAUAGAGCACUCAGAGCGAGAGGCCCCCCAGAGGGUCCCCCACGGGAUGUAAUAAUGCGGUGGCACUUCUUUUCCACCAAGGAGGCCAUAAUUAAAAGCAGCAGAAACCACACCUAUAGCUAUGAAGGCAGCACCUUGCAUCUAUACCAGGACAUCGCACCGGCUACCCUGGCGCGAAGGGAAUGGAAGCCCAUUGCAGACCUGGUGAGAGCCAAGGGCCUCAGUUUCGCCUGGGGUCACCCUUUUAAAAUGCUGUUAUUCAACGGCCCCACGACCGACAGUGCUACUAGCAUCCGCAGACCCCAAGACAUUCCUGCAAGAUCUCUGCAUAAAAGUGCCAGCGGACUUUCGGUUGCCCACCAGAGGCAUCGCACUGGGACAGAUACCCAGGGAUGGGGCACAGCCCCAAAUGGACAUUCCCUAAAGGACAGCUUAAGUAACCUCCUCUCCCCCCUGCAAGAGGAGACUACCUGCAAGAGACGGAACACCACCACGGACAGACUUAUUAUGUCGACAUGACCCGAGCCCGAACCGCAGCGAUCAACGAGAGGACCAACACACUGACAAUAACAACAGAAAUAUCAUUGAAGACAAGGAAAACGGCAAACACCCCAUAAUCGGGAAAAUAAAAUAAAUAUAUAAAUAAAAAAAUAAAAAAACACAAAGAAACAAAAUUUUAUUUUUAUUUAUAUAUAUAUAUAUAUAUAUAUAUAUAUAUAUAUAUAUAUAUAUAUAUAUAUAUAUAUAUAUAUAUAUAUAUAUAUAUAAACAAAAAAGAACUACCGAGACACACGGCCAAAGACAACCUUCCGUCUACAUGACAAGACACGGAAGUGAUUACCCAUCUCAUCCUAAAUGUUAUGGUUUUACUAUGUUUUUGAAUGUUGCUUGCAGUAAGGGGACACUGAAAAGAACCGAACACAGAGAGUUUCCUGGAGGGGACCACAGACUGACCGGUAUCACAAGACCACAAUCCCAGACAGGACAUACCAUAGCCGACAACCCCUCACCCCUCCCAUUACACCCCGGACAGGAACUAUGAGACGGAUAAACAUACUCAAUGACCCCCUAUGGACCCACGGCAGCCCAGAGACUCCCACCUCAUGGCUUACAAGGCAGUAAAACGGAUAGGGACGACAAUAUGAAACCCCAACCCCGAGAUGAAGUCUAGCACACGACAGAAGCCACAAACGGACUGUAAAUCAAACCAUUCUACUCUGUAAAUACGAGCUGUAGGGGACAACGGGGGACUGGCAGGAGGAGGGGGGUGGGGGGCAUGGGACGGAAAAAUAAUUACAUUAAUAAGGAAUGCCGAGACAGAGAGGGCAAUAAAAAUUUUUUUAAAAAGGCGGAAUACAUACCUUCUUGACUAGGGGGACACAAGGCCUAUAGGGGUAUCGGAACACUAAUCUAACACAAAGGAAUGAGAACUGUUGCAACUGUUAUUGUAUUUAUGGUUACUAUUUUGAUUACUGUUCUUGACAUAUGUGAAUGCUUUCCCAAGCGUAAAGUUUAGGAACCACAGAGACGUAGGGGAUAACUAUCAGCUCAAAGAAUUGAGCGUUGACGGGGUGCUCGGUGACAGAGAAUUCCCUCCGCGAGUGAAUUAUAGCAUAGCGGAGUGGAUGGUCACCCCCCGAUCUGCCUGGCAACACAUAAGACCGGAUCGCUGUACAUACAGCCCCUAACUGGCAGGAGUUUAUCCUCCUAGCCAAACUCCCCUUACACCCUAACAAACACCCCACCACUCCUACCCACUGUCCCCUCGGCGGUGCAGGACACCGACCCUGAGGCUGACGUCCCCUUCUACACAAACCCCCCCCCCACACAGGGACACACCUCAGAGCUAGUCCGGAAUCCCCGCUCCCACCAUCAAUCCCCCCAGAUCAGAGCACAGCAGCCAAUACACCCCCUUAACCAGGGCAGGGAUGCCAAGACGAGAAUAGGCUCAGACGGUUGACAGAAUCCCAAAUUGACGAGACCCCAGACUGUCAGAAUGGACACACUAAAAAUCACCUACGUAAACGGCUUAAAUAUACAAAACAAAAGACGCCUGCUAUUACGAGAACACUAUAGCCUUUGUGCAGGAAACACACCUGUUGCGCACACCCCGGGUUCGACUGGCCGAUCACCUAUACACCAAGUCCUACACCUUGAGAGCCAUAGUUUAAAAAAAAAAAAAAAAAAAAGCGGAGUAGAAAUCCUAGUACCACCCGGGUAGGUACAUUAUCCUAACAGGGGCCAUACACGUGGUCAGACCACGCUGAUAUCGAACUCACACUAAGAAUGCCAGGCGCCACAUCCCCAUGGAAAUGGAGAAUAAGCGAUGCACUGUUAAAGGACCCAGAGCUGACAAAAUAAAUACAAGACAAACUAACUGCCUACUUUGUAGCAAACGACACACCAGACCUAACACAAUCCACAAUAUGGGCUGCCCAUAAAGCAGUCAGCUCCAAACGGCGCUGAGAAAGGCGGAAAUAAGACAUAAACACCCACAAUGCAGAGACUCCAAGAACUUGGGGACAUUCGACAUAAAAUACGAAACAUAGCGGUGGAGGACCUGGGUAGAGACCUAAUCCACACAAGACGUCUCUUUUACGAGCGCGCUAAUAAAAUUGAUACAUUACUGGACAGGGCACUAAACCCCAAGGCGAAAUUUCAUACGAUAAUGGCCCUCCGGGACGCGAAUGGCAGGGUAACCAGCAACCCCACAGAAAUAAACCAAAUCUUCACAGACUACCUCUCGAAAAUCUACAACCAUUCCCCAGAUCUGAACGGUAGCAACGAGCCGUAUGACCAAGCGGUCAGAAACUUUGUGUCUAAGACCAAAUUACCCGAGCUAGGGCCCAAAGCCAUACAAGCACUAGGAGCCUCAAUAGACGAGGACAGGGUCGACGGAGCAAUAACCGCCCUGAAGGUCAACAAAGCUCCAGGGCCGGAUGGGUUCGGUGGCACAUACUAUAAGCCCCUGCGUGAAGCGCUGACUCCUCGCCUGGUGAGGGUGUUUGGAGAGUGGAUGGCGGGAACGAGCCCGGGCCCGGACACUCUCACAGCCGAUAUCACACUCAUACCCAAACCAGGAAAAGAUGCGACAGACGCCGCAAACUACCGGCCAUCUCUUAUAAACUUCGACGUGCAGGUGUUUUGCAAAAAUCCUGGCCACAAGUUUAAACCCCCUCCUGACCACCCUGGUCCACCCAGACCAGGUGGGUUUCGUCCCAACGAGGCAGCUGUAUGAGACCACAAGGAGGGGAGUAGACCUAAUAUGGAAGGCGAGAAAGAUGGGAACGCCUUUUCUGGUACUCUUGCUGGAUGCGGAGAAGGCGUUCGACAGGGUCAAGUGGCAUUUCCUUUUUACACCACUGAAACUCCUACGAAUGCCGGACCCGUUCAUCACAGGAAUCAAAGCCUUACACACAGAACCCCCGGCACAAACAAAUGUGCCGGGUUCGGCCCCGACCCCCUUCAGACCCGGAAACAGCACCAGGCAGGGAUGCCCCUUAUCCCCACUGCUGUUCGUCCUGGCGCUAGAGCCACUUCUACACCAGAUCCAGAUAAACGAGAAUAUAAAGGGGGAGGAAUACAAAGCCACAGCAUACGCGGACGAUGUGAUGAUAACAAUUACCAACCCUCGACACUCCGUACCCCACCUGCUGACUCUCUUGGAGGAGUACGGAGGAGUGUCGGGCUAUAAAAUCAAUCUAGAGAAGUCGGUAGCCAUGCCAAUAGAGCUAGAUCAAGAUGAGAUCAACAGGAUAAAAAUAACGUACCCACUAAAACUCACAACCACUCAUAUUAAAUACCUGUGGGUACGAUUCACGGCAGACCCUGACAAACUAUAAGCGGAAAACUAUAUGCCUACCAUUCGAUCACUCUGCCGAGACUUGGACAAAUGGUACGGAAAGCCAAUUUCCUGGAUAGGUAGGCUUCACUCAAUCAAGAUGACACUAUUGCCCCGCCUCCUCUUCCUGUUACAGACCUUACCUGUUAAAGUAACCAAACACGACCUAACAUCGUUACAGAGCACCAUAGAUAACUUCAUAUGGGCACAAAAAAGACACCGGUUAGCGAGGCAUGUACUGUAUCGGUGAAAGACUAGGGGAGGCAUGGGGCUCUCAAACCUCCACCUCUAUUACCUGGCAGCACAACUGGACCAAGUGGCAAUGUGGCACUUACGAGUGGGAUCUCACUUACCACAAUUCUGGAUUUGGGUGCCCAAGAAAGACAGACCUCCCAUCCAAACCGCCUGCCCCGCAAUCCUCAAUUCCAUAAGGAUUUGGGAUAUAACAGCCACCAAAUAUGCACUAAAACACACGCCCUCCCCACUCACCCCGUAUCUACAAAAAGGGGCGUUUGAGCCUGGGCUGUGCGCACACGACUUCAGAGACAUAGAGGACACUGGGGUUCAGAGAUACCACCACCUGUACGAAAACAGAAUGCUCAGAACGUUAGACAACCUAAAAACCGUUGCCCCCUUGACUACAAAAGAUUUUUUUUUAGAUACAAUUACAGGACUUUGCCAAAAAAAACAAAUACGGAAAGCAGCCCAAACCCAAAUGACAUCCUAUGAAGACGUUCACCUCAGAGACAGAACAGAAGGGCCUUAUAUCCAUUAUAUACACACAACUCAGCGCCCCAGAUAAGGAUGACAAAGAACCCAUAUAUAUUGGACAGUGGGAGACCGACCUGGGUUAAACACUAGAGGGAGAGGACUGGGCGGACAUCUGGGAGGCGACCGCAAAAACCUCAAUAUGCGUGCUACAACAAGAACAAGUUUAUAAAAUGCUGAUGAGGUGGUACACCACCCCGGUGCAAUUACAUAGAAUGGGAAAAACCACGACAGACAUAUGCUGGAAAGGGUGUGGGGACAAGGGAUCGUUUAAACAUAUGUGGUGGGACUGCCCACAAGUAGCCAGAUUCUGGAAAAGGGUACAGACAUUGUUGACUGAAGUCCUCGGGAAACACAUUGACCUAGACCCCUGGUCCCUCCUACUGUCAAAACCCACGGAUGGCCUCCCACGGAAAGAACAACAGCUCCUUAACAAACUUACACUUGCAGCUCGACAAGCUUUGGCCCAGGCAUGGAUAAAACCUAUAGUCCCCCCCCAUACAUGACAUAAUAGUAAAAAUCAAGGACACAUUUUUAAUGGACAAACGCACAGCCCAAGUCAGAAACACGGAAAUCCUUUUCACAAAGUCUGGCAACCUUGGGAGGAUUACAUUGGGGACUAGACACCACAAAAUACAUAGGACCAUAGACUUGAGACAGAUAGUGGGGAGCGGCCCACUGUGCGUCCCAAACCCAAUAUCGCGCAGAGCGUACCCCACCCCACCCCCUGUACCACAUAAAUGGAGGAACCACAUGGAGGCGGGGCCCUGGGCACCCACCACCUACAGAGCCAUACAUGUCAGGUAUUACACAGCAAUAUAACACAGCAGUGAGUCAAAUUAAAAGUCAACAGGAAGGCACACCACACAGGAACAGCCCAACACAACAAGCACCUAUCUGGGACAAGGGCGGGGACUCAGGUGGGGCCAUUACCCAUAACACACAAAGGAACCCAGAGGAAACAAACGCCAAAGAUUCCCGAUGGGUAGGACACAAGCCGUAAGACCAAGCACCACGCCAAACCCCUAAGGCUAACUAAACUGGCUGGCCCUGCUGGCACCGACUCCAGAAAAAGUUCAUAGCAAAAUAAGACCAGAAAAAGUGGUACACCACCAGAUUCGGACAGACUUCCACUACCAGGCACAAGCCUCACCUACCCGUUAGGGACCGGUGCCAAAUGUUAUUGUUAUUAAAAAAAACCUUGGCGACAGCGGGUAUCCGCAUGGUAUAAUACUUCUAUUUGUAAAAACACAGUAUAUAUAUAUAUAUCCAGGUUACCAAUGAAGAGAUACCUGUAUGUAACAAAAAAUGUCUGUAUUUGUAAAAUCUCGGCACAUGUGUAAUACCGACCUAUGUCGAUGUAACGCCUGAUCUGUCAAGACAAAAAUAAAGAAUUUUAAAUAGCUAUGAAGGGGGUGUCAAAAUGCUCAGCCAACUGGGAAACAAGCAGGAAAGUCUGGUUCAGGUGGUUCUUAACAUCUGCACGUCUGUAGCACAUAUAUCCAUCUCUGUCUGGCAAAGGCUGGAGGUGCAACAAUGAUCUAGUGACUAUGCUUCAUAUUUUGUGGUUGUGCCAAUCUGUGCAACUGUUAUGGGCAAGCAUGCAAACACUGCUCCAUCUGCACUUAGGGGCAUUAAUCCCACUCCAACCGCAGCUGUACUGGCACUACAUGUCCUCACCGCUGCCAAAAAAAUAAUUGCAAAACACUGGAAAUCCAAGACCAUACCAUCGACUUUGCAAGUGAUACAAGCAGUUCAAAGCACGAGACUGUACGAGGAAAUAACGCAGAGAUCACAAGGCACGCUGAAGAAAUUUUUAAAAAAAUGUGGUCCGGCUGGGAAAGCCGUUUCCCUGGCUAAGACGAUGGAAACACGGAGAGUGCAGGGAGUCUUCCACUGUCCUCAAUCCCUAACCCCUUUCCUUCCUCCCUGUGCCCCACAGUUGCAUUACUAUCUGAUAAUUUUGUUCAGUGCAACUCAAGUUGGCAACACCGAUAAAUGUAUGCCAAUCUCUUUGACUACUGCUUGACACUGAUUGACUCAAGUUAUACAGUGUGUGCCAUCAACACCUGUGUUGGGCGGCAAUUGAUUUUGUCACUUGUGGCAGGGUCAGAGAGGCUUUCUAUGUAAGUAACAGAUUGGAGCGCUCUCUAUUCCCAGCAUGAUGGGGUUAAUUGGUGGAAGUCAGCCCUUUCAGGUGAAUGUAUUUAACCUGCACUAGGGGUUUCAAAGGUUGGCCUCUGGAGGCAUCAGAGAGUCUAACAGCUGGGAGAGAGGAGGCAGUUAAGCCUAAAACUCUAAAGGAAAAUGUACUGUGUAAAAGCCUGCUUAAAGUGCUGUGUUUAAAUUGUUUAAAACUGGGAACUGGAUUAGCUGGCCAGUUGGAUAGUUAGAACUGGAUUACCUGGCCAGUUGGAUAGUUAGAACUGGAUUAGCUGGCCAGUUGGAUAGUUAGAACUGGAUUAGCUGGCCAGUUGGAUAGUUAGAAUUGGAUUAACUGGCCAGUUGGAUAGUUAGAAUUGGAUUAACUGGCCAGUUGGAUAGUUAGAAUUGGAUUAGCUGGCCAGUUGGAUAGUUAGAAUUGGAUUAGCUGGCCAGUUGGAUAGUUAGAACUGGAUUAGCUGGCCAGUUGGAUAGUUAGAACUGGAUUAGCUGACCAGUUGGAUAGUUAGAACUGGAUUAGCUGACCAGUUGGAUAGCUAGAAUUGGAUUAGCUGGCCAGUUGGAUAGUUAGAACUGGAUUAGCUGGCCAGUUGGAUAGUUAGAACUGGAUUAGCUGGCCAAUUGGAUAGUUAGAACUGGAUUAGCUGGCCAGUUGGAUAGUUAGAAUUGGAUUAGCUGACCAGUUGGAUAGCUAGAAUUGGAUUAGCUGGCCAGUUGGAUAGUUAGAACUGGAUUAGCUGGCCAGUUGGAUAGUUAGAACUGGAUUAGCUGACCAGUUGGAUAGUUAGAACUGGAUUAGCUGACCAGUUGGAUAGCUAGAAUUGGAUUAGCUGGCCAGUUGGAUAGUUAGAACUGGAUUAGCUGGCCAGUUGGAUAGUUAGAACUGGAUUAGCUGGCCAAUUGGAUAGUUAGAACUGGAUUAGCUGGCCAGUUGGAUAGUUAGAACUGGAUUAGCUGGCCAGUUGGAUAGUUAGAACUGGAUUAGCUGGCCAGUUGGAUAGUUAGAACUGGAUUAGCUGGCCAGUUGGAUAGUUAGAACUGGAUUAGCUGGCCAGUUGGAUAGUUAGAAUUGGAUUAGCUGGCCAGUUGGAUAGUUAGAAUUGGAUUAACUGGCCAGUUGGAUAGUUAGAACUGGAUUAGCUGGCCAAUUGGAUAGUUAGAACUGGAUUAGCUGGCCAGUUGGAUAGUUAGAACUGGAUUAGCUGGCCAGUUGGAUAGUUAGAACUGGAUUAGCUGGCCAGUUGGAUAGUUAGAACUGGAUUAGCUGGCCAAUUGGAUAGUUAGAACUGGAUUAGCUGGCCAGUUGGAUAGUUAGAACUGGAUUAGCUGGCCAGUUGGAUAGUUAGAACUGGAUUAGCUGGCCAGUUGGAUAGUUAGGAAUACUGCUGUUUAGUAAGUCUCCAAGUUAGAGUAGGAUUUUUCUUUUUGUUUUAUUUAUUUAUGUGAAGCACAGCAUUGUGUAACUUGUGGAAGGUGCAAAUAAACUGCAGUACUAUUUUAUCCUAAAGCUUGCAUUUGAAGUUUAUUGUCAAGAGCCUGCCUGGUGAUCCUGCCACACACUGUUGUAAUGUCAAAAAUUCCAUUAAUAUAAUAUUAUAAUUUUUAGAUAUAAAAAUAUUUUUCUUUAAGUGCUUACCACAUAUCUGACCGGGCAUCCACCUCCUGUACGUCACCAAAAUCUGACUCCCACUGGCGUAUAGAACUAAGAUUCCCCCCAGAUAUUGGAAUUGGCACAUGGGAAACUAAUAAUUUACUGAAAUUAGCUCUCACAGAUCCCCUUGAAGUAAGAGGAUCUAGUAAAUGUUAGGAGAUCAAGAAAACAUCAGAAAACAAUAUUUCCAACAUUGAGAUACUUUUUUGAGAUAUUUUAUUUUCUUCUUUAGAAUAAGCUUUCUUUGAAAUUGACCUCUUGGUAUAUGCUAAACCACUGAGAUAAACAUACCAUCUGUGUUUGGAGGAUAUAAUCUCCCCUUAGAAACAGAACUAAUGUUUGAUAGCUUGAGAUAUAUUUUCAAAGAGCUGUUUUGUUUUUCUUCUAUUAUUUUCCUUUUAUUGUUUUAGUAUAUCAUAUUUUUGUUUAUUAAUCAUCUGAGUCUUUGUUUUUUCACAUUUUCUUCAUGCUCAAGGACAACCUGCUGUUACAAGAAACACUUGUGGCAGGAUAUAACUGAUCUGUUAUACAAAUGUACUGUUUUAUUGUAUAAAAACCUUGUACUGUAUUAUAUGACACUUUUUUUUAUUUUUUUAUUCAAUUUAUUUUAUUGAAGAUUCAUAGUCAGAAUAUUUAAUAGCCAAAAAAACUACAUAUCCAAAAGUACAAAAUGGUACCAAAUUGAUUUAUAUGCCAAUCUUAUGUGCUAUAAAUGUAACUCCCUUAAUAAUAGAAAACAAUUCUAUUUUCAAAGAAAAUAUUCUGAUUACAUGUAGAAUAUUCUGAACAUUCCAGGUUAAAAUAUGUUUACCAUUCUAUGCCCAUCUUUUAGCAUCUUUGUUGCUUGGUGGAAGUUUAGAGGUGUGUAAAAAGUAUGUAUUCAGAUAUACAGGUGCACUGGAGUUUUUCCUGAGUUAACAGAGAGUGUGUAUCCAGCUUUGCUGGAAAACCUAACCAUGGUUCUUUGUUCUUCUAGCUCAUGCUUGGCAUCCCAGAACAAGCUUUAAAUAUCCUGCACAUGGCAAUAGAACCAAUUCUGGCUCACGGUGCUGUGCUGGACAAGGGGAGAGCCAUGCUUCUAGUGGCAAAAUGCCAAGUGGCUUCAUCAGUGUCUUACAUUCCUCAGAAGAAGACAGAAGGUGAGUGUUAAAAUACUGCUUUGCUGUGUAACAACACACAUAUCCCAAUCAUGCUUUGUGAAUGUUUGUCUCAGAAUUUUUCUUUUGCUAUGUUUCCCAUGUUUUGCAAUGGUUUUCCCAGAGCUGUCCUUAGAACACAGGUAUAAUGAUGAUAUACAAACAUCCAAGUCAUAUGAUGUUUGCUGUUUAAUAAGGACAUCUUGAUUUAAGAAUUUCCUAGUAUUUUAAAUAAAAAUAAAUUAAAAAAAAAAAAAAAUAUAUAUAUAUAUAUAUAUAUAUAUAUAUAUAUAUAUAUAUAUAUAUAUAUAUAUAUAUAUAUAUAUAUAUAUAUAUAUUCUAAACUGUUUGGGUGAUUAUAUAUGAUAUCAGUGUAUUGUAGGAUAUCUGCAGAAUGUGAUUUAAAUUUCAAACCUUUAUCUUACAGCUCUGGAAUCUGCCAUUCUAAACCUUAAUGAAGCCAAAACCUACUUUGCUAUGGUGGACUGCAAAGAACAGAUCAGGGACAUCCUCUACCUACAAGCCAGGCUAUUCAACAGCCUGGGAAACGUCCAGGAAAGGAACAAAUGUGCCAUGCUUUUCCGACAGCUGCAUCAGGAGCUUCCUUCUCACGGAGUCUCAUUAUUAAUACGUCUUUGAGAGUUCAAAGGCAAAAUUAGUUUUUGGAUGCUGUCUUGAUUGCCAUGGGGGAACACACAGUUAAUCAUAUAAAAGUUUUAAGCCACUUCAAGUGUGACUGCAGUCUAGCUAUAAUGAGAUUCCAGGAAUGUAGAAUGCUGGGCUGAAAUUUUGUUGUACUAUUGAAUUUUACAAAUGCGAGAAUACAAAUUAACAGUCUGCUGAGUCCAUAUCAAAUAUACUUUUUUCCCCCCAAUAGACACUUUCGUGGCCAUUUCUUUUCGGUUUGUGCUUAAUGGCAUGAAAACUGAACCCAAAUCUGCCAUAGAAUUCUACUUUAGAACAUGUGGUACACCUUACCGUGAGCAUAUGUUUAGCAGGCCAUAUGCACAGUGUGUCUUAAAAGGUUAAAGGGACACUGUAGACACACAGACCACUGCAUCUCAGUGAAGUGGUCUGGAAGCCAUGUCCCUGUAGUUUUGUCCCUGCAGAACAGCAGCUUUUACAUUGCAGAGUUUAAAUGCCACUAGUGGCUGCCACUCAGACAAAAUAGCAGAGUAAAACUCUAUUUCAUUCAGAUGGUCUUAUCGAAACUAUCUGGUACAGUGCUGCAUUUGCCACACAUGCACACUAGCCUUCUGAUGCUUACCUGUUGGAAAGCACUGAAUUGGCUGAGAUCAUCGAUCUCAAUGAUAUCAGCCAAGGAGACGGGGCCUAGUGCUGAGUAGCAUGGAAGAAAAGGCAUCUAAAAUAAUUUUUAUUUUUAUUUUUUUUACUCCUUACAGGUGGGCCAGUCACUUAAAAAGUGACACCAUAGUAUUAGGAAUACACAUUUAUAUUGCUAAUGCCAUAUUGUUCCUUUAUGUUGUAACCGCAACAAUUCGGUUAAUUAAGAGUAUUUUUCUCAUAAGUGGCUUCUUUGACAUUUACAUACAGCUAAAUAUUUGUCAAUUUCUAUUAAUUUUUUGGCAUUACUUUUAUAGGUGUUUCCAUUUCUAUAACAUUGCAGCAUCUUUUUAUUCGCAAAUUUAGCAAACAUCUGCAGUUUAGCCAUAUGUGGCCUAUAACAUUUUUUGAUUGGAAUAACUUAAAGGGACACUAUAGUCACCUGAACAACUUUAGCUUAAUGAAGCAGUUUUGGUGUAUAGAACAUGCCCCUGCAGCCUCACUGCUUAAUCUUCUGCCAUUUAGGAGUUAAAUCUCUUUGUUUAUGAACCCUAGUCACACCUCCCUGCAUGUGACUUGCACAGCCUUCCAUAAACACUUCCUGUAAAGAGAGCCCUAUUUAGGCUUUCUUUAUUGCAAGUUCUUUUUAAUUAAGAUUUUCUUAUCCCCUGCUAUGUGAAUAGCUUGCUAGACCCUGCAAGAGCCUCCUAUAUGUGAUUAAAGUUCAAUUUAGAGAUUGAGAUACAAUUAUUUAAGGUAAAUUACAUCUGUUUGAAAGUGAAACCAGUUUUUUUUUCAUGCAGGCUCUGUCAAUCUUAGCCAGGGGAGGUGUGGCUAGGGCUGCAUAAACAGAAACAAAGUGAUUUAACUCCUAAAUGACAGUGAAUUGAGCAGUGAAAUUGCAGGGGAAUGACCUAUACACUAAAACUGCUUUAUUUAGCUAAAGUAAUUUAGGUGACUAUAGUGUUUCUUUAAAUAUGAAUGAAGGGUGUAAACAAUGCACUGCAGCUGAUGUAUUUACCCUCGGGUCCGAACAUGCUGUGUGCUUAGGUAUUCUAGUUUUAUUCUUGUUUUUUGUCAUACAACAUUUUACGUUGCCAUGACAGAAAUUAUGUAAAUAAAGUAUAAUAUUUUUAUUACAGCUGCUUUUGUAAUUGACUCGUUUCUCAAUAACGUGUGUUUUCUUAC
Pelobates cultripes (western spadefoot toad) is the source of this 51169-nucleotide messenger RNA. NCBI's taxonomy places the organism in Eukaryota, Metazoa, Chordata, Amphibia, Anura, Pelobatidae. The record is from the annotation of a GenBank genome assembly.